CCUUGCUGCAGCUAUUUCCUGCUCCUUCCGAGUUUUUAUUUUUUAAUUUAUUUCGGAUCGCUUCCCUGUCCCCCCCUCCCCGCCCUCUUGAUGCAAUCGUUUGAAGGUGGGGGAGGAAAGAAAGGGGAGGUCGCAGGAGGAAUUAAAAUCGAGUGCGUGUGAUUUGUGAUCGUUUUACAAGCGCCAAGCGAAGAGGAUUUGUGGCAAAUGCAAGGUUUUCCCCUCCUCUCUUUUCUUUUUUCCCUUUCCCCUCCUCCCUCUUCUCGUUUGACUACAGUGUUGCAAAAGCAGAGAGCAAUAAAAACAUACGCACAUACACACACAUUGAACUCUCCACACAGCCCGAGACACUUAGAUCCACAACCUGGUGAGAUCCGAGAGAGAUCGGACCACCACCCCCGGAAAAAAAAUAUGCUUCCAUUUUUGCAAUCCCGUUUAGGGAGCAGAUGGAAAAGUGGGGACUUGUGAAGAAAGGCUGUGAGGUUGCCUAAGGAUCCGGGAGCCGAAGAGACCGGCUGAUUGGAAGAAAAAAGCAGAGCGAUGGAGGCGGGGGAAGUGCGAGCUCUCUGCGGGGACUGGAGCGAGUCCACGCCCGGGGCCAGCGCUGCAGAGCUGGCGUGCAUUCAACCAACGCUUCCCAGCUAAAGCGAGCCCGGGAAAGAAGAGGGGGGGAGGAAAAAAAGGGGGAGCUUUCCUCCAAAAGCCUUCCGAUCUGCAGGUAGGUUGCAGACGUAGAAGGGGGCUCCGAAUCUCCCCUCGAAUCAGCUCCGGCAUGGAGCCCCCCGUUGCAAAGGAGGGUGGGUGGUGGGUAAAGGACGGAUCAGGGGGAGGGGGGGAAAGCAGGCACGAUCCGAGGCGACGCUGCCUCCAGCCGGGGCUGCCUUUGCGGCAGUGCGAGCGCAUGUGGAGCUCGCCAUUAACCCGACGCUGCGCUCCGCCAUCUGGGGCUGGAGGGAGGCGCUUUUGUUCCCUCCUCGAGCUCCGGCAGCGGAGGAAGACAAGCAGGCGGCGGCCGCUGCUCGGAGGAAGCAGCCACCGUCACUGCUCUCCUCUGCCUGCGUCUCCUGGGUCCUCGGUAAGGCUGAAAAAAUGGGGGCUUCCGCUCAUUUUUCGGGGUGCAUCUUUUUUAAAAAAGAAAUUAUUUCGGGGAAUCCCCCCUCCCGCUUCAACACAUUUUUUGGGAAGGGAGGAGAUUGGUGUUACGUUUAAAUAUAUUCAAUAUUUGAGAACCGAACAGGUUUUGUUUUUUGAAAAACGUGUUUUGGGGCGCGCCCCCUUUCCAUCGAGCGGGGCAUCGGUGGGGGGAAGCGGAUCGGAACCCCUUUCCGCCUUCCACGCGGUCGCUUAGGCGAAAGAGGCCGCCGCGUUCGGCCAUGGAAGGGCGAGAGAGCAGGCAGGCGGUGGCGAAUUCUCGCACGCCGAUCCUCGCUCUGCAGGGGCAGAAAUAACCAGGCGGUACAAUCCGGGGGUUCAGAGACUCGAUCCCCCUAUUUUCUUUCUCCCCCGCCCAUGGUUUAGGCUUAUUUUGGAACCGAGGGGGCCCUGCUCGGGUUAGAAAGGAAGGCGAGGCGGUGGAAACAACCAAGCCGCCGCCGCCGCCUUUCUCUGGCUGCCUGCAGAGGGAGAGAAGCCAAUGGACGGCGGGGGAAACGCACUCAUUUUCCCUUUUCUUUCCACCGUCCUCGCACGCUAGUUUUGCUCCCAUGCUUUUUCCAUUGUACGAAAUCGAGAGCCCAAAGCCGCCGCUCGAUUUUAUUUCGGAAAGGAUAUUGUUCCCCGCUUUUCCCCCGCGCGCUGGGGACCUUUGGCGAGCUCGGUCGGCGCAGCCUUUCCGACCGGCUGCAGCCAGCGCGCUCCUCCGCCAUCCGGAGGGUGGGUCCAUGCAGGCGAGGUCUUCGGCGUCCCUCCCUCCUCUUUUCCUCUCGCUCUCUCCCCCGACGAGACGCUUUUUUCGGGGGGCCCCCCGCUGCGGAGCGACUGUGGAGAAUCGGGUGAGCGGGCUUUGGCUCCGCCGAGUUCCCGUGCGCCCUAGGCGCGCAGGGGGAGGCGCUCCCCGGGGGUCUGGGCGCUGCUGCUGGUGGAGGAGGCGGCAGAAGCAGCGGCAGCAACAGCCACGACGUGCUGCCCUCCCUCGGCUCUGCCUGGACGCCCCCAGCCGGGCAUUCAUUUCUCCCUCCCGCCAGCCUGCCUUCCCCGCCCCCCUUCCACCAGCGGCUCCGAUGGGGCUGCUGCAGCAGCGGCUCUCCGGCUCCUGCUCCUCCCCACUCGCGCCUGCCGCCGCCACAACGAGGCGGGCUUGUCUCAGCCUUCUUAACCGCCUCGACGAGGUGAGACCGACGGAGAGAAAAAGAGACGCGCAACUCGCCUGGCGGCCCCCUUCUCCACGCGCGCACCGGGCUUGGGGUCGCUGCCUGUUCCGAGGCUGACGGCGCGGGAUCCGUUGCUUCGCGCUGCGGGUACAGGAUUUGGGGGGAAACCACAACCUCGCCCUUCAGAUUGGGGACGGCUGCUCUCGGUUUCCUCGGGAUCGAAGGCGAGUUAAUCGGGGGAAACGCGAGAGCCAGCCUCGCCUGCUCGACCACGUUGCCCGACGGCGGGGAAGAGCGACCCUUCUCAAGUGGCUGGUCUCUCUGGGGAUCUGGGGCGGCGGGAAAGCGGUUUGGGAAUACAAAGGGGGGAGAGUUAGAAAUUUGAGUAAAGGCAUUUGGUUAGAGGGAAGGACUGGGUCGCACUUCGAGGAUUUACGAAACCAAGAUCCAGCGGGGAAAGAGGGUGAUCUCUGUUAACAAAGCGGAGAAAUCGUAUGGGGUUAUGUGUCGAAAGAGAGCUGGAUCUUGAAUCAAUCCCGUAGAAAUCCAACAAAGCGAAGAACGGGGAGGGGAAAAGAAAUCUCGGGAGCGGGUGAUCCGGUGAUCCAAAGUUCCCUCCUCCCGGGAAGGUCGACCUAACUCGGUGGAGCGCUGGAUCUGCCGAAGAACCGAGGCUUCGGUGGAGCCCUCCUUCCUCCUUGCCCUCGGGAGGAAGGGAGGUUCAAGGCCAGAGGGCUGGAGCCCGUCCCGGGGUUUAAAAAAAAAUACGUGUGCGAGGGUGGGCGGGAGAGAGGAAUCGGGCAGACGAGGCGGCGGCGGCGGCGGCUAGAUUUUUCCUUCGGUGGCGCCCGCAGGGCGUGUGGAGAGGACGGAGGCGGGGGGAGGAGGCGAGGCAGCUGCAGCAGCCGCUCCGACGGCUCGGCUCGGCUCUCCCGCCUGCCUGGAGACAGGCAGAGAGCGAGAGGAGGGGGGCAGCAACCAGCAGCAGCUGCGGCUCUUCUGCUGCAGGGAGGCGGCGGCGGCGGAGAUUGGCUGCUGCUAGCGCGGCCUCGGAAGAGCAGAUGGAAGGGGAGGGAGGGAGCGCAGAAGAGGCACCCGCAGAUCCCACCCCCUCGCCCGGCCUGCCUCUCCUCCACCCCGCCCCGCAGGCCCGCCUCUCUUCCCCACCCACGCUGGGCCAGGGAUCCUUGGGCUUGAUUCGAAGCCGAUCCCGCCCGCCCGCUUCCUUCUCGGCCAAACGAAUCGUUUCUUUUGCCUUCCCUGCAACCAGAAUCCCGGGGAUCUCUUCCUCCUCCCAAUCAGGUCUCUCGGCUUUCGUUUCUAUCCCCUCCCACUGUCGCUUCCCUUAUAUAACACUUCCUGCCCUCGCUCUUGAGGACUAGCGUGCCAGUUGCCCUUAAAAAACAAAACAAAAUACGGAUUCUCUACUCACUUAAUGCCCAUAUCCCUAAUUCUCUUCUCCUGUACACUCAACAAAGUAACCCCCUUCUCUUCAUUCUCCUGUUCCCCCCCCCCAAAAAAAAAUCAAGGUGAGAAAGUGGAACUCCUGGAAGGAUCAACUGGGCUGCACUAGAAAAUUUUGCAGAACAGGAUUCCAACCCCAGCUUGUCCUGUUUUACAUAUUUUUAAAAGAAAUUGCUAACUGGCCCAAGAUCACUUGACUUUUAUGGCAGAGUAGAUAAUCAAACUUAAGCAUCCUCGGUCCAAGUCAACACUCCAAACUCAAGACUACCCUGGCUGUAAUCCCACCCCGCCCCCCCCCCAAAAAUCCCGCUCCUGUGAUUUAUUCCACUAUCAAACAUUUUGCAUUCCCCUUUUAUGUGACAUAGAUCCCACUUUGGGGCCUCCCAUGCCUAGUGCUGUUGGAGGCCUUUUCUGUUUAGAGGAUCCCGCUGAGACCUACUUCAGCUGUGCAGAUUCCCCAACCCCAACUUUUAGCACACUUAGCCCCAUUUGUGAAAUGGAUUCCUUUCUAAAUCCAGAUUUAUACGCCAAUUAGAGCCGGAUUUAGGUUUGGUGAGGCCCUAAGCUACUAAGGUAAUGGGGCCCUUUAUAUGUCCAGCUGCCCUUUGUCAACAAAUGGUUGCUGUUUUUUGUGUUGAAUAAAUGCUAUUUGGUAAUUUAUGGACCUAAUUGGUAUCUAAAGCCCUUUGCACAUAACAAAAUAUGUAUUUAUCAAGGUAAUUGUUGAACUGAAAUACAAUUAAUAGGUUUUUUCUUUAAUUUUUUUGGGGGGGGCAAGAGAGUGGGGCCCUAAGCUAUAUCUUAUACAUAAAUCCAGCACUGACGCCAAUGAAUAGAUGUGCUGUUACAAUCCUGUAGGCCAAGGGGUAGACAGAUGUUGCUGGAGGACCGUUCUUAUCUCUUGCCGUUGGCCAUGAUAAGAUUCAGGGCCCAACUUUUCUCUAGGGAAAGAGAAUUCCAGAAUGUUCCUGUGGCCGUCUUUGGACAUCCGCUGUUUCCUCUGCCUACAGGAAACCUUGCCCUCCAUCCACCAGAGAAGAUAAUCCUGUUACUGUUCACAUAAUCACUUACCCAAGGGUGAAAGGAAAAUGUGUUGAGACCUUGAUUUUAUCAAAACUCCUUUCUUUUUUUAAAAAAACUCACUUGAACUUGCAGGUUCAAGUUCAUGAGUUGUUAUUCUGUGUGCAAACAAGCCCCCAGUUUUUGGAGGGGACGUGCUGGUGCUGUUAAGAAGGGCAGUAGCGGGAAAGCAGAGGCUGUAACUCCCGUUCGUUCCUGCUUUCAGUGUGAAAAGUGAUUGACGCCAUCGUGAAGGGGGGCGAGAGGGAGCUGGAAGGGGCAGACCCAGGAGGUGUCACCCUAGGGUCCGAGAGGUGGAGGAUGAACGGAGAAGCGGAUAGCCCAACUCACUUAGAAAUGACGGCCCCCAAAAACCAAGGUGAGAAGGUGGGAACUCCUGGGAGGGUCAAGUGGGCUGCGCCAGAAAAAUUUGCAGAACAGGAUUCCAGCCACAGCUUGAUCUAGUCUGCAUAUUUCUUAAAAAAGAAAUGGAUUGCCAGACAAAGUAAAUCCUUUAUAGAAGUCUGAUGAAUUAGCUUACUGAAUUUCUAGCCAGAUGGGAAUGCAGGAAGGAGUUUUCCUUUUUCAGCCAACUUGGUGCAAAGCUGUCCAUCUCUCUGCCACCCUAGUGCCCUGAUGGCAGUUUCUGGUUGUCUGUGGCUACCAAGCUAAGUGCUUAAAUAAAAGAAUACUUUAUUACUUCGUUCAUGCAUUCCUAGUCUCUUCUUGAGAAUAUGCAGGGCCUCCUCCCCACCCCCCACUCUAAUCGUAUGAUUUAGAAUAUAUUGAGGAUUUUUCUUGGUUGUGGAUAAAAGGUUGAUUAAACAUGAAAUUUCCAGACCCUUGGGGUUCAUGUUUGCAAGUGUUGCUGUUGAACUCUUUAUGGGCAAAGCUAAGACUUGCAUGCUGGGAUUUGUACUGUUUUGCUAUGAACAUGAAACCCUGUUGGCUACUGCUUUGCUGUUAUUUUAUAUAUGCUUCUAAAUCCUCAGCAAGAUACUAAGAAGAGUCUGUCUAAGGCUUGGUGAGGCGGAGGUAGCCUCUCUGUGCAUCAUUAUAUAAGCAUCCUUAUACUCCUGCGAAUUUUGAUACAACCCAGAUUUGAAAAAGAGCAAUUAGAUUCUUGCGUACAAAAUGGUAAAUAGUCUAAUUAGGGAGAUAAAAUGUUGCUUUCUUUAGGAUCCUUGAAAAGAGCUGUACAUUGCAAUAAGCACGUUUUUAAAUUAAAUUUUAUAUUUAAACAGUAUGUUGACUUAGUAAUAAGGCGCAUUGAAUUCAACAGGACUUACUCCCAGGUAAGUGUAUAUAUUAUUGCAGGCUGAGCAGAUGAUUUCAUUGGCUAAAAGCAACUUGGUGAUGAACCUUAGUAUCCCUAGUGUAUGCCAAAUGUAAUGUAUGAUAUACAGAGUAUAUGUUUCCCCUCCCCUCCCGCAGACCGUUGGACCCAGGAAGAUAUGCUCACCCUCUUGGAGUGCAUGAAGAACAAUCUGCCCUCCAAUGACGGCAGCAAGUUCAAAACCACCGAAUCCCACCUGGACUGGGACAAAGUUGCCUUCAAGGACUUUUCCAGUGAGAUGUGCAAGAUGAAGUGGAAUGAGAUCUCCAAUGAGGUAGUCUUUUUUAUACUUGAUAUGGGUCUGUGACAUGAAAUGUCGUCUAGCAUGAGGAUGGGGCGCUUCUGUUUGGGCUGGACUCUCUGGUCUGCUGCAGGGCUGCCUUGAUCUCAAUGCUGGGUCCUAAGACUUUGCCAGUGUGAUAGCAAGGCAGGUGUGCUGCUUCCUUCCCUGGUUCUUCUGUGUCUUCUGCCUUGCCCGUAAUGCUCUCCCUUCUUUAUCAGAUGCCCACAUCUUUUUCGAGUCCCUCUCCAUCCACAUACCACCAAAACUACCUGCCUCUUGCUGCCAGUUCCCAUCUGCCCGAUCACUCCUUAAUCACAUCCUCUCUAUCUCCUUCAUCUAUGCCUGGGCAGGCAAAGGGCUGGCCGGCUGCCUUCUUAUUAACUCUCCACAUCCAUGUCACAUUUUGGCCGCAGUCCUAGAUCCACUUACCCAAGAGCAAGCCCCAUUGAUCUCAGGAUUGCACUGUCGAAUGUCUUGAUGGUAUGAAUGAAACCACUAUCGCUACUACAAAGGCAGGCCUCAAGGAGAUUCUGUUUUUGACCAUUAAGUCAUUGUGCUUCAGUAAGAAAAGAAUUUUGAAGGGAGGCUGCAGCAGGAAGCUGAAGAACCGUGGCUGGCAGAAGACAGAUUGGGAUAUACUGGUAGAGAGAGAUCUGGGCAGGAUCUCUAGCAGCAGACCAGCAAGAGUUUCCAGCUCCCAGUAAUUAAAACAACAGCAACGAAAAGCGCAAAUUAGACUGCUGAAAUAAAUAAAAGCUUUUUGGGAAAACCAACCCCCUGUAACACUCAGUUCACAUUCCAAAAACAAAUUCCUGGGCUAAGCAUGUGUUCAAGGUACUCUCUUCCUUUAUUCUAAUGGCUAUUUUACACCGGGUUUAACUUGGUGGACUUUAGGGUGCCAGUAAAAUAACACAAAGUAGAUCCCACAAGGCUGAAGGUUGCUUACCCCAGCAUUAGAAAAUUUGUUAGGGUUGAAGUCGAGACAGAUGGCAUUUAGCAACGUCUUUCUUGCUGCAGAAAUUUAUUGUUCCACUUUAAGGUGUUAAAUAUAUUAUCUUUCUUGUCUUGCUAACUUAAAACCAAUAAUUACUAGUUAAUGUUACUGAUGAGCAACUGAUUUGAUCUUGUAUUUAUUUGAGUUGUGCAUAGAAAUGUUUCCUGCUCACUGCUAUUCUGUGUUUUUGGGUUCACUGUAAAAUCCUUUCACCCUAUGUACUAAUGCAAAUAUAAACUUAGGCAUUGACAUACUGCUUAAUCCCUUAAAGUUUAUUACAUUUCUAAGCAUAAAAAUGCAAAAUCUCUAAGGUGCUGUAGGAUUUUGUUAUUUUUGCUGGAACAGCUGUUCUCAGGAAUUUGCUGUUAAUGGCCUUAUUGAAACAUAAAACCAGGCCCUAGUUUGUUCAAAUGUGUGAGCUGAGCCCAGAAGACUAACCACAGUCAGUUAGCUGGCAACAAACCACAAAGUGAAGCAUGGUUUGCUGUUGGCUUCUGCGAGCCAUGACUUGUUUUAAUUAUGGCUUUGGUGUUAUGACCAAAACAAAUGGCCAUGCCUAACUAUGGUUUGUUUGCCCUAGUUACGCACCGAGCUGCGGGAGAUUAGGCUAGAACAGCUGGAGAACAAUCUUAAGUUUUGACAUGGUUUGCUUGAUCGUCUGUGAGAUAACUCAUGGUUGGUUAAGCAAGCCACGAUUAAAACAAACCAUGGAUUACCAUAAUGUGCAAACACAGCUAUUGUAUGUUUCCUGGCAGCUGUAUGCUAGAUGUUGCACAGAACAUAAAGGUGACAUGGUACCUUCCCCAGAGAGAAUACACUCCACAAUCAACGCCCCAGACACAUAGCUAAUUUUAGGUAGUUACUAGCAUAAUGCGCGAAUACAGCCAAUGUAUGUUUAGUGGCAGCUGUGUGCUAGGUGCUGUAUGAAAUGUAGAAGCAACAAAUUGCCUUCCCAUUUGACACUCCAUGAUGGAUGCCCCAGGCACAUAGGGGAUUGUUAGAACUAUUGAUGAAUCACCUGCUUGCUAAUGCAACAAAGCCAAUUUGCUUUUUGCCACAGACUCCAUUAAGAUGCCUGCUUUGAGAAUUAAAGGAUAUGUAAGAACUUAGGUAGUUCCCCCAUCCAAAUACUGAUCAAAUUGAGACAUGCUUAGCUGUAGCAAGGUGGUGGCUUCAUAAUUGGGGAUUUGUAUAAAAGUGCCCUUAGCUCUCAGUUCCGCUCACAAGUUCACUCAUUCAGUUGUGGUUGCUAUGGUGUGCUAGUAAAGACUUGCAGCCCUGGAAAUGGUUGACAAUGCUGUUCUCUCCCCCGCCUCUGGUUGCAUUUGCUGGUUGCUCCUGCAGGUGAGGAAGUUCCGAACCCUGACAGAACUGAUAAUGGACGCUGAGGAGCACGUGAAAAACCCAUACAAGGGCAAAAAGCUGAAGGUAAGCGUUGACUCAGUGAAGGGAAGGACUCAUGAGAGAACGUCUCCUUCUGAAUCCGGCUGGCUGCUCUGUUAACUUUCCCGCUUUGUUCCUGCGCUGCAGUGCUUAGCGGCCAAUGUUUCUUAACAUUGCUGACCCCCAUGCAAGUUCCCACAGGGCAGGGGUGGGUACUGAGAUGCCCUCCAGAUAAAUGGGACUACAGCUCCCAUCAUUCCUGAUAAUUGGUCAUGCUGGGUGGGGUGGUUGGAAAUUGUAGUCCAAAAACAUCUGAUGGCACCAUGGCAGCUGGUUCUGCCAUAGGGGAGAAAUGGUGGAAUAGUGCAGCUUCCAGGGUCACACACCUGUGCUAUAAACAAUCCUCAUUACACACACACACGUAUACACAUACACGUAUACACACAUGCAUUUCAAUUUGCAGUUGUUGAUAUGUGUAUCCCUUUAACAAUCAGCAAAGCGGUUUUUAAGAGUGCAGAAGGGUAGCACAAUUGUAUUGUCUCUCGCCCCUCCCCUCUGAAUUAAAGCACUUAAAACCAGAUUACUUCAAAGAAUGUGAAAAAUUGAGAAUGAGUCACUCCCAAAGCAUGUGCCAGGAAGGAGCUCUCUGGGGGCAGGCAGGUAGAAAUACAUGAAUGAGUCAAAGUUGCUAGAAGUUUCAAAGCAGCCAUCUUUAACAGGAACCUGCCCACUGCAGCCUAUUCUUUUUAUUUUAUUUUAUUUUAUUAGUUAUACCUCGCCCAUCUGGCUGGGUUUCCCCAGCCACUCUGGGUGGCUUACAACAUAUCUAAAAACAUAAUAAAAACAUCCUUUAAAACUUGGAUGUCUUCUAAAAGUCAGAUAGUUGUUUGUUUCCUUGACAUCUGAAGGGAGGGAGCCACUACCGAGAAGGCCCUCUGCCUGGUUCCCUGUAACUUCGCUUUGCACAGUGGGGGAACCAGCAGAAGACCCUCGGAGGAGGACCUCAAGUGUCCUGGCUGAGCGAUGGGGGUGGAGAGUCUCCUUCAGGUAUACUGGGCUGAGGUUGUUUAGGGCUAUAAAGGUCAACACCAACACUUUGAAUUAAUUUGGGCAUGCAAAUCACACAAACAGCAAUCAUGUAGGGAGGGAGAGCAGGGAUGGCCACAUGUGGCGGGGGCACAUCUGUUGAGGGGAGCUCUGCUGCAGACAUACCCCUUUAGUAUGUGGGCGAUAGAGGUGAGACCAGGGGGGAUGGCCCUGCUUUGGCUCCAUUCUGUAGCUUUCUGUGCAGUUUGCAUGCUGGAAUAGGGCUUUUGUCUCUGCAUGAUCUACUGCUUUGGUCUUCCCUUCAGCCAGUCAGCAUCUGAUGAGGGGUAGACAUGUUUGCCACACCUGUGCCUUGGAUGCCACCGGAUCAUUCAGUACUCUCCCAGAUGAAGAGAUUCAGCAGAAUUCACCCCUGCACACUUGCAUUUCUGCAGGGUUACGACUCUGGGCUUGCCUCCUUCCAUUCAGGAGUCCUGCUUGAGACACAGUCCCUCACAAAAGUACAGAAAGAGGGCAGGUGACUGUGAGCAAAAUCUGAGCAUUGUGUUUGGUGACCCGCUUCUCUUUCCCCAUGCUGCCACAAGUCAUAUUCUCUCUUUCAAAGAGGAUGAAGUGAGGUUCAUUCUAUGAAAAGGCCAGAAUCCAAACUAGAUAGAAAACAGGAGGAGGAGAAGAAGAAUACCCCACCUUUUUCCCUGAGGGGGCUCAAGGCAGCUUAUAUAUAAAAACAAGAGCAGCUGAAAACAUAGAGGAAACAAUAAUUAAAAAGCAAUUACAUGUUGAUGGAAUUAAAUCUAUAUUAUUAUUAUUACUAUUGCAGUGCUCUGGUUAACAGGCUACUUUUGGUGGAAGUAGAGUAUUGAAAGGGUUGCCUGUUGACCAGGAAAAGAAUGGGUUGGGUCUGCUUUUGUUUCUUUCUAACAGCAGCUUUAAGUGGCAGAGAUUAGCAAGAAACUUUCAUAGAAAAAAGCAUUACCGCCAAUACGUGUCUACUCACAACGGUUUAGAAGCUAGAAGAGGUUAGAAAGCUGACAGGCCUACAUAUCAUUCCACGGUGUAGAGUAAAACAAAAUUGGAACUCCCUUUCAGCUUCGUUAGGCCAGCCUAAAUGUCACAAAAUUAGUCUGCAAGCUUUUGAGUUCCUCAGAACACUUCAUCAGGAUAGUGAAUUAUGUGUGUGUAGGGAGAGUUGAUGUAGAAUCCGUGGAGUCAGCCUUUAAGAUGAAAUGUGGAAGUCAGGCAUCCAAAUGAGGCUUUCUCUUGGAGCUCUGCAGAUUUCAGGUUGCACCAAAUGCCGCCAAGGGCUUCUGGGAAGAAAACACUUUCCCCCUCUCCCCUCCCCUUCUUUUGUUUGCAGUCUAUCCUAAUGAAGGGUUCUGGAGAAAAAUUUCAUGCUCUUUUGUGACAUUUAGUUGGUCUUUAAUAAAGGUAUGGGCCUAACAUCAAUUUUAGAUUUACCCUUUUGUGUUGCCCGUAUCUGUUGUUCUUCCCUGAGUGCUCAUGCACUCUGAAGACUGCCUGAGGUGCCGUUUGGAAGAUUUACACCCCCACCCAAAACCUUGGCACCCAUUUUCUGAGUCAUUCUUAUUUGGAGCACUGCCAGUUGCUCGAACUGCUGGUUUUCAGUCAGAGCUGUUUUUUCAACACCUGUACUUUUCUCUUCUUCUUUGGGCGUUUCCUGUUUUAGGAGGUCGCAAAAUGAAAAUCGAAUUUCUCAGAUCUGCUUUUCGAACAAAUGGGACGGAAGCACAAAUCGGGGGGGGGGGGCUUGAACCCCAGGCAUGGUGCCCUGCGCAUGCAUUUUAGCCACGGCAACCGUAUUUCUUGCAGUUCCCAGGCGUGGCCCUGUCAACCAGGCAUUAAAGAAACUAUUAAGAAAAAUCUGUAACUGAGAGAUACCAACUUUUUAUUUUUUAUUUCUUAGAUUUAUACACCACCCUUCAUCGUAAGAUCUCGGGCCGUUCACAUAAUAAAAUACAGAAACAAGUAAAUGAGUAAAACAAAACAGCUAAACAAUAACCUCCCACUGACACCUUUAAAAGACUGUAGAAUAUUAAUCAACCUGAGGACUGAUUAAAGAGGAACAUUUUUGCCUGGUGCCUAAACUACUAUAAUGCAUCCUCUCUUUAAAAUGUUUAUACCCUGCUUUUCCUUAGAAAGGUUUAAGGCAGCUCACAAACAGGAGCCAUAAAAUUGAAUGAAAUCAGAAGACACAUUUGAGAGGAGUUGAAGUAGAGUUGCUCCAAGCUGUUGCUCUUGAGCCCCUCUGCAUGAGAAGUAGGACGUUCACAUAGAAUCUUAGAGUUGGAAGGGACCCAAGGGGCAUCUAGUCCAACCCCCUGCAAUGCAAGAAUCUCAGCUAAAGCCAAGUGUUUACCAGCCAUGUGUUACAACAGUGAGUGGCUGGGUGGCUUGUGGGACCCAGGUCCUCACUGCACAUUGCAGCCAUGCCUUCUGUCAUUGGUGCUCAGGGUGGAAAUGCUUCCACACCAGAUGGCUCUCCUCAUGUGUGCUGGUGGACUUCCUCCCUUCCAGUGUAUAGAUGCUCUGCCUGCGCAUUGCAGUGAGGUCAGGUGACAUGGCCACUGCAUGGCUCUAUGUGGUGCUUUGAAGUCCUGACAACCAGCCGAUUGUCGGGACAUCAAAGCACCACCCAGAGUUCUUCGCAAGCCCCUGCAUUUUGGCCAAGCCCAGAUGCCUGUUUACCUGCCUAUCUGUGACAUUGGGUAAUUGGCAGGUGGGCUCCAAAGGCCUAACAGGCCUUGAUGGGUCAUCGGGUUUCGUUCAGAUGCAGCUUACCCUGCUGCUACCGGACACUUUAAGCUGGAGGUGCCAGGGAUUGAAUCUGGGGCCUUCUGCAUCUUCAACUGAGAUACAGCCUCUACCUUUGGAACACUAUGGGAGCAGGGGCAGUAUCUUGGACUUAAUAUUUGGCCUCUUAAUGGCAUUUUAACACAGAAGGAAUCUUAACUUGCCUUUUCCUCAAAGCCUUUGCAUUGUUUUCUCCCCCAGUCCCUUUAUUGCAAAUAAGCCAAAGUAUGUGUUGUUGAAAUAGUCGUGAAUUCUUCCACUGCCUUGCAUCGGCUGUUUCCAUAUUUAUUUUGUUAGACAGCCCCCACUUGAGGUAGGGGGCCUGUUCUUUGUAAACUGUAUACAUAGAUGACGCUGUGUAAAUAACACUGAUACAGUUUAUGUGUGCUGACCUAUCUUGUGAAUCAAUUUAAUCUGGCUCAAGCAGGGACUGAGUCGUUUACAAUAUUAAAAGAAUUAAGAAAAAUAGUGGUGAAAGAAAUGGGCCACUAAAAGCCAUCUCUAAAAUCCUUUUGCUUUUUAAAAAAAUUAAAAAAACAACAACACCUGAUUCACUUGCUUUCUGCAGCUUGUUUUAGUCUCUUGCCCUCUGGAGAAUCCCUGUCUCCAUUCACAACCAUUCACAACUGUUGCCCCUUUAAGCUCAUGUCCGUGACUAGCCAAUUAUGGUGGAUCUAAUUCAUUAACCUUUUCUCAUCUUUUAGUUCUGAUUUAAUUCUUUCUAUUCACUUUCUGAUUGGGGUGGAGUUUGUGGGCGGGAGAAAAACCCCCAAACAUAUUUUUUUUCUCAUUUGCUAUGAGGGAAGGUCUAGUUGCUGCAGUGUGAAUAGGGUUACAUGGGAAUGAUUUGCUUCUGAAAAGUACUAACAAGAUUUGGGGUGAGAAACCUGCAUCUCACUGCCCUUUGGUGUAGUUCCAUGGGGCUGCCUGCAAGUGAUCAAUUCAGCCCUAUGUUAGUAGGGAGCAAAAAUGAUAGGAGAAUCCAUUUCCCCCGCAAAAAAAUACAUUGGGGAGCAUGCGCACACACAGAACAAAAUGGAGAUGGCGUGGAAUAGAAAGAGUCACGCGAUGCUAAUUUAAAAGCAGCAACACGUUUUGCGAACUUCUGACCAGGCAGGCUCAAAACAAUAAACCUUCAUUGUUGUUUCCUUUCCUGUCCCUAUUCAGAAGCACCCCGACUUCCCCAAGAAACCUUUGACUCCAUAUUUCCGUUUCUUCAUGGAGAAGCGAGCAAAGUAUGCUAAGCUGCACCCGGAAAUGAGCAAUCUGGAUCUCACCAAGAUACUAUCCAAAAAGUAUAAGGAGCUCCCUGAAAAGAAGAAGGUGAGCAAAUGAACAUGGAGGCUGUGGAAAGUGCCGCAUAUGAGCAUCUGCUGGGAUGCAGUUCUCUGUGCUAUGGGGAGCAUCCUAGUGCUUGCAGCAGCAGCAGCAACAGCAACAGGGUGUGCAUAUGAGAGAGAGAUAGAAACCACCUCCCCUGUUCUCCUUGGAGAAUUUGGUACAGCUUGUUCCCCUUUCCAGGCCAGCUUUUCCCAGCUUGGGACUGGUGGGAAUUGUAGUCCAAAGCAUCUGGAAUGUGCUGGGUUGGAGAAGGUUACUUUGCAGAAGGCAGCGUCAGCAAUGUGCUCUUGGGAGUCUUCUGCAAAAGGGCCUUCUGCAAGGAAAAGUCCCUUCCCUCAGUUACCCUGCAUUGUUCAGAAACCAAGCCAAAAUGUAUGACAACCCCCCCCCCCCACCCAAUCAUUUGGCUGCUUCCCUUCAGUUGCAGUUUGGCAAUGGCUGGAAAUGUUUAGGGCCUUGAAAGUGGAAUUUGCUUUACUGCGAAAGCCCAUUUUAUAGUAUACCAUCGUUCUGGGAUGACUACUCCCAGAACUCACUUCGACCACUUAUGGGUUGUAGUCAGCUAAGCCCUAUUCAGAGUUGGUCCCAUGAAAUAAAUGAUCCCAAAGUUAGUCAUGUCCAUUAGGAGGUCAGCUCUGAAUGGGGCUAUUGAAGAAUGCCACCUUGCACUUUUACAUAUUCAAGGUGGGUUAAUUGGGAGGUUGAAGUGUCUGUUUUUAGCUUAGGGAACACAUGUACUGCUUGAUGUUUCUUUUAGCAAAAAUGGGUUCCUAGGUGCCAUCUUACCUUUUUGCCACCUUCCAGUUUCCCAGCCUUGAAUGAUGUAUGGCAGGGGUGCAGGAACAUCUGGCCCUGAGGCGGGCUUUGUGCCUCCUCUUUAUUGAGCCCUCGGGCCACUCUGUAGGCAGCCCCUUUUCCCCCAGGCCACAUCCUUCCCUGGCCCUGCUCCUAUUUCACCCUCGCACACAUGCUUUUGCCUGGCUGACUUACGGCCUUGAGCUGCAAUAGUGCCUCUUUGCUUGCCUGGAUGGAGAGAGGGGUGUGUGCAUUGUAUAUAGAAACCUGCAUGACUGCAAGGCAAGAGUCACAACUGUAGACCCGCCCGCUUUUGCUUUUGGCCCUGCCAACCACCUGCAUGUGGCCUCUGGAAGGUUGCCCAUGAGGGAAUGUGGCCACUGGACUGUAAAAGGCACCCCAUCCCUGAUGUGAGGUGUCUUCUCCACUAUGGAGGCCAGAGAGAGCAAGAGGCGUCUGUCUCUGAAUGGUUGUGUUCGCUUUUUCCACCCCUCCUAGUCUCCCUCCCAAGGGGUUGAGAACAUUCAAUGGUUUCCCCAAAGAUGGCAGUUCAUCUGUCUGUUUAACCCUCAUGCCACUACUUGCCUGCUCAUGCCGCUCCCAGAGACUAGCAGAUGGCACAGGGCUUUGUUGUGUUUCCUUGGCUUGCUGAGGGUCUAGGCUUUAAAAGUAGCAGGAAGGAGGUGGUCUCAAGGAAUGGAGGAGGGCCCAAAGAGCUGCACAGUUCUGCCCCCUCCUGCUUCAUGUGUUAGACAUGUUUUAGUGUUGUGGCUGUUCCUGGAAACUUGUCAGCUUUUCCUGUCUCACCUGUAGUCAACACCUCCCCCCCCUUUUUUUGUUUGUCUUCUAGAUGAAGUACAUCCAAGACUUCCAGCGAGAGAAACAAGACUUUCAGCGAAAUUUGGCAAGAUUUAGGUAAGAGUUAUCUAAGCAAUAGCUUCACCUUUUGCAUGUCAGGCGUGGCUGUGGAUUUCAGUUGUAGACAUGUACCAAAAUUUACUUACGUUAACUUUGCUGCAAAAAGCUGCUUUGUUUUGGUGAUAAGGGACUAAAAAGGUGCAUAAUCUGCAAUGUAGGAACCUCUUUUCUUUCCUGUCUGGAAACCUGGGUCAACAAAUAGCAAAAUUCACAAAUGAAUAUAUUCUUCAGGCAGGUAGAAUAAUUUCCAUCUGAAAGGGUACCUUCUUAUGAGAAGAGCCUGAAUCAAAUUAGCGGUUCCUUUCAGUGUUUGAGAGGUGGGGAUGAUGCAUGGGGCUUUAAAGGAAGUGGAUAAUGUGCUUCUGUGUUUCGUAUGUUUCUGGUACUGCCACUGCCUUACCAUUUCGCCCCCAUCCCGUUACUUUUGCUCUGUGAAGGGAAGACCACCCAGACCUCAUUCAAAAUGCCAAGAAGUCUGAUAUCCCAGAGAAACCCAAGACUCCUCAACAGCUCUGGUACACUCAUGAGAAGAAGAUCUACCUGAAAGUGCGCCCUGAUGUAAGUAGGUGGUGUAAGAGACUUGAAUAAGGAGAGCCCACGAGAAGGAGGAAAAGUGGGUGGGGAUUUUUUUUGGGGGGGGGAGAACGACGACACACAGCUGUGUUCUUGAAAAGGAGGACAAUGAAGGAAUGUAAGGAUUCUGUUCCCAGUAAAUCCAGAUUUUGCUCUUAGACUGAUACACUGACUUAAUUUUAUUUCUGGGUACUCCACUGUGUUAGUACCACUUUACAGCUGGAGCAGAAACAAGUGGCAAAAGACUCGUCCGAUUGGGCCGCCGAUGGGAUAUCAUAUUUUGAAUUUUAUUUUUUAAACCUUCAUUUCACACAACCCACAUGUUAGAAGGAAAUGUUCCUUGUAAGCAAUGCUAUUUUCCUAUGUAAAGGGGAAUAAUAAUAAUAAUAAUAAUAAUAAUAGAGGAAGUUUUCAAAUAUGCAAUUCUUCCCCCCAUUGAAAAUCUAGAAAAAGCUUUGCCUCUUGAUUCUGCUGAGUAUAUAAUGCAGUUCCCCAAGGUGCUUUGGACUACAGCUCCCAUCAGCCCCUACCAGCUUGGCUGUGGUGGCUUGGGCUGAUGGGAGCUGUAGUCCAAAGCAUCCAGGUUUGAGGAAAGCUGGUGUUACCUGUUCCUGAGAGAGCUAGAGAAGUGAUGGGGGGAAAUAGCAAGUGAAAUGAUCAGGAAAAUGGAGGAGCCCCUUUUUAAUGAAACAAAGGCUUAGGAAACUGAUCCGGUAAGAAUUUAGGGUGAUCCAGUUUUACAUCGCGGGAAAAUAAACUGUGAAACUCACUGCCACAGAGUGUUGGUGAUGAUUGAUAGACAUAAAUGGCUUUGAAAGAAUUGUAGGCGGUUCUGUAGAUACUAUUAUUAACAGUAGAGUGGGUUGCCAGAGACAAAGCACCACCAAUGCCAGUGGCUUGAGGACAAACAGGAAAUCUCAUUCUCCAGCUUGCCUGCAGGCAUCUAGAGGGGCUGAUAUUGGAGACAGCUAGGCUAAAUAAAUCUGAUCCAGUCCUUAGUGUUUGUGUGUAAUGUUUGCAUGUGGUUUGUUUAGCUUUGUAUUCACUGCUGCUGUAAUUCAUAUCUGGAUAUUUGGUCCUCUGGGUCAGAAACUGGAAUAGAGUGAGGAAAAGGACAUGAGACUAUGGCCCAUGAGGGCUAGAAAUAGUAUUUAAAAAUAAACAUUUUAGGUUCUCGGGUUGCCUUGUUUGAUGCUAGAUAUCAGAUUCUUAUGUAGCAAGUAAGCAAGCCCAUAGAUUGCAAAUUUAUAUAUUUCCUGUGUAUUGGGCUUUUUCGCUCCCUUUAAAGGAGCCUGAGGAAAACUUUUUUUUCUAACUUGCCUUUCCAAAAGUGUAGCUUAGCUCACUGCCGUACCAUUAGGGUGGGCAGUCCAUCCCCUUUUGCUUCCUCCCCUAUUUUUUCAUUUUUACCUAUUUUUUUAUUACUAUUAUUAUUUCCCCUUCCUCACCUGGGUUUUUCAGGCCACCACGAAGGAGCUGAAGGAUUCGUUGGGCAAGCAAUGGUCUCAGCUCUCGGACAAAAAAAGGCUGAAAUGGAUUCAUAAGGCUCUGGAGCAGCGGAAGGAGUAUGAGGUAGGGAACACUCAACAGUUCCCCUCCAUCUUCUCCCCCCUGUGCUCAGCCCGGCCUUGUCGCAGCUGUAGAAACCCAGCCGCGCUCCGAGAGCCGACUUCUGGGCAUCGCUCCCUCAGAAGGGAGUUGCAAAGCAACUCCUCCUCUGCUUCUUCUGCCAAGUGUUUAAAACUGGUCAGGGUAGCACAGGCGGGCCCCCCCUCCUACCCUGUCCACAACCCCAGAGCCUAGGGAGGGUAUUCUACCAGCCUGCCUCUGCCACGCUAAACGCCCCGUGUGUUUUCUGUCCACAGGAAGUGAUGCGGGAUUAUAUCCAGAAGCACCCAGAGAUGAACUUUGAGGAAGGUGCACCCCCUCGCUCCACCCUGACUAAAGCGGAGAGGCAGCUGAAGGACAAGUUUGAUGGGCGACCCACCAAGCCACCUCCGUAAGUUGCCGUGCCCUUGAGAAUUUGGUUUGGUAGUUGGGGAGGAGUUGCUAGGGCACUCGGGCAUUUCCACAUUGGUAAAUGUAAUUCAUAUCGGGCUGGAACUGUAUGCCAAUAAAAAUAUACCCAGUUUGGAGGACGACAUCUGCCAUCCACCCAAUGUCUGCUUGUUGUGGGAAGAUGCCCAUACAUUAGACUUAAGACUGGGAUGGACGCAGGUUCAAAGCCCUGCUCAGACAUGAAGCUCACAGCGCAUGGGCCAGUCACUGCAAAGUUAAAAUCUUCUUCGCAGGACUCCUGUGAGGCUAAAAUGGGGGUGGGACACAUGCUAUCUUGGCUGCUUAAAUGAAGACGAGAUACAAAUUUAUUGAGUUACCCAAGACUGGACACUCACUUCUCCUUGUGUCCAUGCUCUCCUCACUUGAUGAAAGGAGUCUUUCUAUUGGAAGCUUCCUUGAGUCCCUGCCUGACAUUCAACACUGAGAUCGGAGAGGUUCAUCUCACAUGUGCACAUAAACACACCCUGGUAGGACUCUCCUUUCAGCCUGCCUCAGCUGGUUGCUCAGGGUAUUGGAAGGAGAUUGACAAGUUCCCACACUUCUCCAUGACCACCAUCACUUGCAGGCUUCCUGUGAGAUUAGCUGAGGAGUUCCUCUUCAGGAUCUCCCUUCAUACAGCUCUCUUGAGUUGUGUGUUUUUUCCUGAUCUGCUACCCAUCUUCAUACCUAGGAGUAGGCCUUUCCUCGUGGGGAAGCCUUUGCUUUCAGUAAGUGUUAGGUGAUGCUGCUGGCACGUGGGUUGUUCUGGGGUUGUCCCCUCCUCCUGAGUCAUGUGCUAGGAAAACACAGUUGCCCACCAUUUUUGUACUUGGGCUGCUGUUCACCUCUUGAAUCCACCCCACUGCUUCACUCUCCUCUGGAAGUAUUUUCCUGCAUUCCACAGCCUCAGUGCAGAGGAGGCUCCCUGAAACCCUGAUGCAAAAGCCAAUUCAGAUAUCCUUGCAUUGCUGGUUUUCUCUUGAUUUCCUGCCAAUGUGUCAAGUAUUAAAUGGAUGUCAUUUAUGUUGUAGUUCCACACAAUAUCUAUUGUAUUUUCUAGUCAUUUUUUAUACAGUGGUACCUUGGGUUACAUACGCUUCAGUUUACAUACGCUUCAGGUUACAGACUCCGCUAACGCAGAAAUAGUACCUCAGGUUAAGAACUUUGCUUCAGGAUGAGAACAGAAAUCGUGCUCUGGCGGCACAGCAGCAGCAGGAGGCCCCAUUAGCUAAAGUGGUGCUUCAGGUUAAGAACAGUUUCAGGUUAAGAACGGACCUCUGGAACAAAUUAAGUACUUAACCAGAGGUAUUACUGUAGUUGGAAGCCAUGCCAAGCAGUGUGUAAGGGUUGAGGUAUGAAUCCUGAUAUCAAAUAAAUAAAUCCAUUGACUUAACUUUUUCUCUAGAAACUUGGGGUUCUUGAUCAAGGCCACAGAGUUGUCUCAUGUUCAGGGUUGUACUAAAAAGAUACUAAAAUUCUGUGCCAAGAGAAAUCUAGCAGCUUGAACUGUAUAAGCUGAUUUGCUCAUUUCUCUUAAGCUGCAGGCUGCUCCUUACUUGACUGAACGCUCUUCCAUUUUUAUUUUUAAAAAACCAUACACAUUUUUUUUCUUGGUACGUUUAUAUCUAACUUUCUUUCCAUCAUGGAACUCAAAGGAGGGUACAAGGAGUUCCCAGUUCAGUCUCUCAUCCAGGCAAUGACCUGCCCCACACCUCCUUCAGCAAGGUGUCCGCAUCAUCUACCUUCAGACCAUGCCUUGGAAGAAAAUUAUCAUCUCUAGAAAAUGCUAAUGAGAAGGCAAGGCUAGAAUCCUGCUCUGAAGUCUUCGGUUUUUUACAUGGAGUGAUUUUUAUUUAGGGUUAAUUCUUCAAACAUUUUUGGAUGACUGUGAAAAAUACCCUGAUUUUACUUGGGUAGCAGAUUAAGCUUCUUUUUAAAAAAUAAGUGAUUAUUUUAAUGCAGGUACAUAGAAAAGCAGUAAGUGGCAGGUGCCAUCUCAGGGGAGACUUCUCUCAAACAGGAGGGGUGCCUUUUAUAUGAUGGUGCCUGCUAUGACACAUAUCAAUUAAUUUUAAAAAAGAAAACAGUAGGGUUUUCCCCCUUGUUUUCCUGUUUAUGGACAUUUAUGCAGAUUUAAUCUGUUGAUUUGGCGUGCAUUCCUACUCCCACUUAAUGUGGGAGUAAGCCCCAUUGAAUUCUAUAGGACCUACUUCCAAGUAGACAUGGUUAGUUUUUUCCAACUGCACCCCUGCAGCAGAAAGCCAAGUUAUGGGGAGAGAAUUAAAAGAGCAUUCUGAAAGAGCUGAAAAGGCCUAUUUGUCCGGCAAAACCAGGAAACUUCAUAAACUGGAAGCAGUUUGUGUUCCUCACCCAACCACUUCCUUUCACAACACCCAUGUUUAAGAGGGCUGUGACAUUUUAUUUGGCUAGUAACUUUUGUGUACUUACGACCAAGACUGCCUUCGGAAUUGGCUGGGGGAGAAGGUCCAGAGUAACAAAAAGGGGGGAAACCUGGGCUUGGGCCUGAGGGAAGUUUAAGAGGGUAUUUUCUCUCUGUUGAUUAUGUCCUUCAACAUCUUAAUCCCAAGCCAAUAAUAAAGGCUUUAGAGCUCAAAAUCCAACAUCAUGAAUAAGACCCAGAAAUCAAAAUUGGGAAUUUGGAACCAGUGAGGCAAAAGUGGGUAAGUGGGUAGCAUAGUAGAUGUGACUCUUAAACUUUGUACAGUAGACAGCACUGAACCCAUGCGAAAGCCAAUGACAUAUACCCCUAUUUAUUCAUAUAAUCCACAUUAUUGCAUUCAUAGUAAGGGUUGGUGGUGGAAAUUAAGACCCCCCCCAAAAAAAUAAAUAAAUGUGUGGUGGUGGUGGGUUAUGAGACUGUGGGAGAAGCACUUCAGGCAGCAGUUUUGUGUGGCUUAUUCUUAUGUUUACAUAAAUUUCCCCAAGUGCUAACUUAAUGGGUUGGUGCUAUAUAAAAGGAAAUUGCUGUUUUAGGAAUAGUUACUCGCUUUACUGUGCUGAACUGAUGGCAAACAUGAAAGAUGUCCCAAGCACAGAACGGAUGGUGCUCUGCAGUCAGCAGUGGAAGCUCCUUUCCCAGAAGGAAAAAGACGCCUACCACAAAAAGUGUGAUCAGGUGAGCCUGGCCCUUAUAAGGGUGUGUCGAAAAAGGAAAAGGAUUAAAAAUAAUGCCUAGAGACAAAUUAUGGGUAGACUUUAGUGGUUCUAUAUAUCAGGCAGGUUCCAGCUGUUACUACAAACCCUGCUGCUGAUAAUGGAUUUCAUUUACCUCAGUUUGGGGGUGCAGUUUUGUUUUUUAAGCCACCCACAGAUUUGGUUUCUCUGAUUUGCUGGGUGCGAGCAAAAUGCUAUCUUCCCCAGUGUUUGAACAGAGUAUGAAAAUCAAGUUUGUUAUCCUUUGAAGUAACCAAGAAAACAAGCACAAGGACAGGCAAGUGACGGGUUGGGGUUUUUUGUUCUUGUUUUUAAAAAAGCAAAUCAGUUGGUCACUGCCACUCCUCUUGCCUCAGAUAACUUGGCUGAAAUUGCAGUCUUAUUCAGACUGCUUUUCUUCCCUGUUUUUGUUUGUUUUAAAUGGUGGUGCUUUUAGUAACUUGCAGGGGGAUGCAGUCUGCCACCCAUCCUCAAGCCCAGGCCCUGUGUGAAGUUCAUCCUGGAUGUGGAGAAGCAAAACUCGCAUGAAUUCUGCAAACAAGCAGAAGACCCCUGAAAUUUGGAGAUUAAAAAUGCCCUUCAAUGGUGGAGGAGACUUUUCUUUAUAUGGGUUGCUCCUCCUGCCUGUUUGGUCAGGCAUGGCCAUGUCUGCCCUUGCAGUUUUUCCUUCUUCCUGUGGGAGGAAGCCCCACCCAGUUGCAGUCCUGCCUGCUCCACAGCAGCAGAUGGUUUUUUUCUAGAGCUCUGGCUCCUCUCAGAGGCUGAAAUAUUUGGAAAGGAAGAGGAGUCCAGUUUCUUAAUUCAGUGCUGGUCAGAAGGUAGAUCAAGAUCUACUGAACGAUCUUUGGGUUGCUUGAAGUAGAUCUGCAGGAAUUUCUAGCUUAACACAUGGCAGGAAGAAAAUCAAUUUAUCCGUGCCCUAAAUUGUAGUCCUGAAAUGGGUGUGUGGGGGAGAGGCAACCAGGAGUUGGUUUUUCUGUGGCAAGACUGAGCUCACUUCAGUUUUUGUACUUAAAUCUCUGGGUUCAGAAUACUUUUAAUUUCUACGCCUUUCGCACAUGGCUUCAGUUGUUACAAAAGAAGCAACAAACAAACAAACAAACAAACAAACAAACCCAAAGCUGAUUGUGCAGACCUGAAGUCUGGCUCAACUCAGGGCAGUUUACAUAAGUUUCCCAUUUAUCGGGGAUUAAUUGAUUGUCUCUGUUAAUUGUUUUCUGGCGUUGAUUGAUCUAAUGCAUUUAUCAACUGCGAAUUGCCUCAGAAUCAAUUUCCCCUCAGCCUUGAUGAGUUGCUGUUUAAAUCAUCGGUAGCUGCGCUUGUUUAAAAUUCCCUCCAACCUGAGAUGCAUCCGUGGCAAGCAAACAAGCUUUUCUAGGUGGCAGAAAAGAUUGCCUGCUCUUGAGUCUGGAGAGGGGGAAAGCUAAGACAUGUGAUGGAGGGUGUCGAUGCAAGGACAAGGACGAGAGGGUUUUUUCCAGCGCUUCAAGUGGCCAAAUGUUGAGGAGAAUUCCCUGUGCUUUAUCCAGCUGUACCAGCGCUAAACCUCCAGACUUGGAGACUUAUUCCUCUUCUCCUGACACACAAAAAUCCCCUCAAAUUUUUAAUAUGACAGUUACAGUGGUUCUAUCGAUAGUCCAGGCUUUGGGCCUGCUGCUGCCUGUUCCUUACUACUUGAAGCUGUGGCGGCCAUUUUAAGCAGCUCAGCUCUCCUCAGCAGUGACAGUGUGAGAUAAUGGUGGAUUCUCCUGUCUCUUUGGCUGCUUUAACUAGGGCCUUUUCUGAGGUGGUUAUAUCCCACAGGUGGCAGGACCCCAUUUCCCUCUUGAGUCCCAGUCCCCCAGUCCUUGUUCAAAAUGGCAGAGUUGCUUCGUCUUGAUUUUUGGAAAAGGGUUAAGAAGCCUGUUGUGCAUCUGUGAAGCUGAGCCCUGGGGGAGAGGGUGCCAUUUGAAAAAAUUGUCUCUCUUCCUCCGCUCCUUGUCCAGGGGUUGCAAUCCUCUACCAUCAUCAAAGGAAUCUGGGGGAUUCCUCAGACCCUUUUAGCAUUUGUAUGAAUAAGACUACUCAAGCGCGUGACCCAUAGAUGACAACAGAAAUCCCCUUAAGGUGGUUUCUGUGCCUGGAAAGGAUUUCCUCUAGUUGGGCUACUGAUAAUCAGUACUUUCCUAUCAAUGUGAAACUGUCUUGUAUCUUUUGAACUCAGAAAUGAUACAUGAAGAAGGUGUGGUUUGACCUUCCCUAGUUUGUAGAGAAAGCAGUUAUUUACACGUAUGCAUGUGGGUAUGCUGACUGAAUAAUUUACUUUCUGACCCUCCAACUAAUACUCCUUCAUUAGGUGAGGGGAACAAAUCUAGGAUUUCUUCCCUUGAGUUCUUGCCUGUGUCGUCCUCUUCCCUCCCCCCUCCCCAUUCACAUUGCUUUCCAGGGACAAUUUUAACCUACAUUUGAAUCUGAACGAUCCCUUUGUUUGACAUUCAGUGGACAAUAUUCCAGAGCAGCUUUACAUUGAAAUAAACAUAUUGUAAAACAAGAAUAUAGUAGUGCUCGCUUCGGCAGCACAUAUACUAAACAAGAGUAUAGUAUAGUAUAGUAUAGUAUAGUAUAGUAUAGUAUAGUAUAGUAAAAAUAUAAAUCAGAUAAAGCAGUAAAAAUACACAACAGUAUUAAAAAUCAGCAAAAGCACUGUAAAAACUGAAGAAUGAAGCUUCAUUCCUUCCUUCCAGAAGCACCGACCAAAAGGGAAGGAGUUCGUACAACUUCUUUGGGGAGAGAAUUCUACAACUGUGCCAUUGAGAAGCCCCUGCUCCUGCUACUUGUCAAUCUGAUAUUUGCUCAUGAUGGGCUGGAGAGCAGGACUACUGUUGCUGAUCUUACAGCCUGGGCAGGUUCAUGUGGGUGAAGGCAGUCCUCAGAAUAACAUGGGUUCCAGGCAGUUUAGGGCUUUGAAGGUUAUUACCAGUAUUUAAACUUGAAUCUGGGAAUGAAUUGAUAACCAGUGCAGUUGUUGUAGGAUAGGUGUGAUAUGGUCCGAUUGUAGUUUCUGAAUUUGCUUUUGAGGUUAGCCCCAUGUAGAGAGCAUGGCAAUAAUCCAGGCUGAAUGUGACUAAAGCAUUGAUAAUUGAAGCCAGACCCACUUUCCCCAGGUAGGUCUGUAGCUGGUGAAAAGCUCUACCACCUACCAACAUCAGCCAACGCAAGGAUAAUGCUGGACUCAGAAGCACUUGCAGGUUGUGUACUUGGUCCUUAAGGGUAUCUAAAGUUGUGGGAGUGCAACCCAAUCCAAAAGAUGACAUAGCCUCUGCCCAGAUCAACAAACUUCCUGACCAGUACUACUGUCUUGUUUGGAUUAAGGUUCAGCUUUUCCAACCCUCAUCUAAAUUGGGGCUGCCUUCAAACUCUGGUACAGAAAUUCUGCAUCUCCUUAGGAUCAGGGGAUGGCAACAAAAGGACUGGGUGAUCUGCAUAAUGUGAACACUUCAACCCAAGCCAAUGGAUGACCUCACUCAGUGGUUUAAUGUUGAUAACUUGUGAGAUCUCUGUGGCACCUCAUAAGCCAAAGGCCCAGAGGGACCAGUAGUUUCCCAACACUACCUUUUGACAAGCCUUUCUCCAGGCAAGACUAGAACUGCAGUAAAGCAGUGCCUCCUGGUCCUAUAAAGGGGGCCCAUAAAAAUUUAAUUGUUGAUAGCAUCAAAGGUGAUCAACAAUUUAUGGAGAAUCAACAAGGUUGCACUCAUACCCAUGAGGCCAUCCACCUGGGUGACCAAGGUGGUUUUCAGUCUCAAAACCAGGCCUAGAACUCAGACUGAAAUGGAUCCAACCACUUUCAUCCAAAACCAUAUGAAGUUUAUAGGUCACCUCAUGCUUUUAACACCUCUCCUAAAAAUGGCACAUUUAAUGCCUAAGCAUCUGGGUACCAAUUAUUUAAAUUGCCAGGAUCAUUCUCAGGUUUGGUUAAGAAUGGAUGAACCACUGUUUGCUUUAGGGCCGUAUGGGCACCUCACACUCUUCAGAGAAGCAGUAGCCACCUCUGACACCCAAAUGUUUUUAUGACUUUUAAACUCUUUGUGUUCAUUGCAUGUAGAUUUUCCAGGGAACUGAAUGAGUUAUGUGGUUUGAGCGGGGGCAUCUAGAAUCAGUUACCUGGGUCAUCUCCACUUAAUUGGAGAAAGACCAGAGCAUUGACCAGACCACCAGCAACAUCAGUAGGAAAAUUUCCCAGAGACAUUGAGAAAACAUCAGGAUCCAGAAGCUCCAAAGGGGGGUAGUUUUUCCAUUAACUGAACUAGCAUUUUAAAAGGAGCACCCUGAUGGACCGCUGAAAUUAUUACAAGUGACACUAAGGCAAAAGAAAACUUGUUCUCUUAUUACCCCUUUCCCUUCCCCAUAAAUUGUCCGAUCCAUUAAUUGUCAUACCACCCCCUGCCCCAUAUCACCCCUGAUUUCAAGAGCUGCUCAAAAGCAUCCUUUAGAUGCAGCUAUGAACCAGAUAAAAAGACAAAAGCAGGUACAAUAAAAACAGAAGCAGGUGAUAAUCGAUACAAUUUUAUGUCAAUAAAUACCAAACUGAAUAGCCUAAAAGAUGCUUUAAACUAGACACAAUACAGAGGCCAGAAUAGUUUGCUUUCAAAAGGCAAGGCCGUUGAUGUUAAAUGUCAUCUUCCAACUCCCUUACCAGGUCCUAUUUACAAUGUCCCCAAUUAGCUUCCUCUCAUCAGAGUAUUGGUUCGUUCUCCCAUUUUGCAAUAGCAUUGCUGUUGCAGGUUGAAAAUGUCCCUGCUCUUGUAAUGAACCUGAAAUGGCUUUGGAAGCACCUCCUACCCCCCAGGAAGUAGCUGCAAAUGGUGGAGCCACACUUUCAGAAUAAAAAAUUGCUCAUGCCACACCAAUUUUUUAAUUGAUAGGAAAUACACUGGGAAACAAAAAGAAACAACUAGCAGAUUUAUAACGUAGAACACAACUACUUUAUAAUAUGAUCAUGGGACAUCCAGAAAAUAUAAAAAAAAUGCAGCUAACAUGAAUCAUUCCCACACACUUGAUGCUCUUGCUCUCAUUUUGAAAAGAUAGCUAUCCAUAUUUUGCAAAUAAACAUUCUUAUACUAUGCUAUACUACUGUACACUGAAAUGUUUAAAUAUUUUUUUUAGCGUCCUUGAAUCUUCCUGCCAUUGUCCUCUCCUGCCACACCAGUGUAGAGCUCCACACCCUUUGAGAAUCACGGUGUUUAAAGUGUCCAGAAUGCUUUGCUUUCCUCCCAUUUCCAGCAGCUGCUCAAAUUACAUCUGCUGUUGAAUCCCUUUCCCUUGGGCCCAUAUUCCCAUUUAAGGAAUUCACAUUCAACCCUGAAACACUGUCCUUUGUCUCUCACUUAACAUGCGCACGCACACCUAUAUCUAUCAGUAAUAAAGCAUCAUUGCCCCUGGAUAGCAAUUUGCUUUGCCAGAAAGCCAGUUUUUAAGGUUCAUCUCUACCGCUUACUCCCUUCUGCCAAGUCCUGUUGUCCCAGACACUACAGUCAUCUUUAGCCUCUAAGGUUGGCACCUAGGGACCACUCAGUGGGCUGAGUUUGGCUCUGGGUUGCCAGUUGUUGGCCCCAAUGGUACAGCAGUGUUUCUCAAAGUUAUUCAUUAAGUCAUCUUGACUUACACUGGCUAUUAGGGUUCUGAUUCCAAAUAUCUAUAUUGAUGUUUAGAAACCUGCAUUGGCAGGAGUCAGAUGUUUGGAGGAGGGUGCAGCUCUGGAUGGGAAGCAGAAGAAGGCAAAAUUCAUGGCAUGUACCAGGAACUGACUCUUUUUUGCUACUUUGCCCCUAUAGAGAAAGAAAGAUUAUGAAAUUGAGCUCUUGCGUUUCCUGGAGGUGAGUUUGCCACAGCAUUCUGCCAAACUGUGUUACUAAGUUUUUUAGCAGCUCUUUUCUGUUACCCUUCCCAUUCACACAUACAGCUUGGGCCAGCUAAGAAAAUGGACUUUGGUAUGAGUGAUUGGGACUGGGAGCAUUAAGAAGGGUCAUAUUCUGGGUGAACAUAUAGCAGUGCCUUUCUGUGUACUCUGCAGUUCUUGAUAACUGUUUUAAAAGCCUUGUCUAAAAAGACAGUGGGGUGCAAUCCAGUUGGUUAAGCACUUUUAAAUCUCAUUGAUUUCAGUGUCCACUAAACUCUCUCCUAUUCAACCUUGAAAUAUUUGAAUUGGACUGGUCUUAGGUUCCUCUGUGUAAACUUUUUUUGUCUAAAUCUGAAAGAUCAGGGUCACGCAGUCCGUAGUGAUGAGGUCUCAACCCAGAAGGCCAUGCUCCAUUCCAAAUCAUAUAUUGCCUCUUGCAUUGAAAGGACUGGAUGCCCCGUUGCUGGUCAAUUGGUGGAAACGGGAUUGGUUCAUAAAAGGAGAAGCGGUCUCCAUUCAACAUUUCCCCAAACCACGGUUUGCAUUAACAACAAUUUAAAAUCUAAACAGUGGUUUAGAGUUGCUUCUCUGCUUACGGUGUGUUAAUCCAGGCAUCAACCCAAAACUGUUAACUUAAUUUAACAGUACUUCUUUAUAAAUUAAGCCACUGACUUCAAAUGCAUGUGAUCCCAGGUCACUUAGACUUUCAAAAUGAUAGCCAGCACAGUUGUUUUAGAAUAGUCGGUAAGUGUCUCUCUUUCUGCACUAGAAUGAAUAAUGCAUUCUGUGAGAACUAAGCUGCCAGUUGGUUUUCAGAGGCAGCUUCCUAGUACCUUUUUUUUGUGGGGAGGAGAAUGAAGCAGCCAAUGCCCAUGCUAGGCUGCUGACUUAAUUUCCUGGAAAUCUUAAGCUGCUUGGGUGAAAGUGGGCAGCCACGUUCUGCACUACCUGAAGAUGCUUCCAAACUAUGUAUACAUUAAUCUACUAGAUAUAUGGGGAAAGGCAGAGAGAGAAUGAAAAAUAGUCAAAACUCCUUAUUUUGUUACUUUGCCAUUUCCUCCAAAAUUCAGAGCUUACCUGAAGAAGAACAGCAGAGGGUUCUGGGAGAGGAGAAGAUGCUGGGAGUAAACAAGAAAGGUGCCACCAGCCCUGCCUCUAAAAAGACUUCACCAGAUGCCAGCAAGGUGAGUGACGCAUACAGGCUAGGGCAACAAGCAGGAUGCGUUGUGGGUAUGGAUACAUUUUUUACAUUUAGAGCAGUGGAGCAAAUCUACUUUUAAACCAGCCUCAAGACUUCAUGUAAAAUGGCUGCUGGGAUUCCUUUGGAAAUUUGAUAGUAAAAAUGAGAACAAAAACUAAUCCCUCUUGAAGGUUUCCUUAUGUGCGUGUGGUAUCCAACAUUAGUCAUACUUGGGAUGGGCCCACUGAAAUCAAAUUGACUGAAAUGACUUUUAAGUAUAUUGAUUUUAAUGGGUCUACUCCAGAGUACAAUUAAUGUUAGCUAUCUCCCUAUAUGUAUAUAAUAAGUAGAACUGUCAGCAGGUUUAAAGAAUAUUUCAUUGAUUUAAUCAUCUGCCUUAUGUUCAAGUAACUGAUUGAUCUGAUUAAAAUAAAUUUGCUUAUGACCAACAAAAGUCCAAUAUUUGUCAGAUACUGAAGGAAGUGUUAGAUAAUUGACAGUAAAAUAAUAAGUUACCAUUCUCAUUGUUGUAUAUAAAUACCCAUCUUCGCUUUUUUUAUUUCUUUCCAAUUCCCUAUGUUCAUUACAAUAAUGCACCUGAACCAAAACAGCCUCAAAAGAUAAACAUGCUUUUAACUUGCAGUUCCACCAAUUAAAAAUUGAUCUUGCUGGUAAAAAUUGCCUCCCGCCAUUGAUUAAUCAGUGUUAGCUGGCUGAUCUACUAGGAAUAUUUUGCAGCCCAUAAAAUAAGGCCACCUUCCCCAGUUUUUGCUCUUUUUAUUAUUAUUUUCUUUUUUCCAUAACGCUUUUUAAAAAGAACAAAAGAUACAAACUCAAAAUUCCACAACCACGAGUCCCUUUGUGCUCUUUAACAGGGAGGUUCUGAGAAACCCAAACGGCCCGUUUCUGCUAUGUUUAUCUUCUCGGAGGAGAAACGCAAGCAGCUGCAGGAGGAGCGACCCGAACUGUCGGAGAGCGAACUGACCCGGCUGCUGGCGCGGAUGUGGAAUGAUCUUUCAGAGAAAAAAAAGGUUGUUGAAUCAAUAAUGCACAUUCUCCUUAACCAUCUUUUUGGGGGGAAGGUGUGGGGGAACAUGUACUCCUGGGUAUCUCAAAAAGUCAGCUGGGUGGUUUUCCCCCCCUGUUGACUUAGAUCAGAGGUAGCCAUCAUGACGCCUUUCAUAUGUUCCUGGACUCCCAGUUCCCAUCAGCCCCAGCCAGCAUGGCCAAGGGUUAGGGAUGAUGGGAGUGGUAGUCUGACAACAUCUGGAGGGCACCACAUUGACUACCCCUGACUUGGAUGAAACCAGGAUCUUGACCCACUCCCUCACCCUUAAAAAAAAGAAAAGAAGAGGAAACAAAAUCUGCUAGAAACCCCACAGAAGGUUCUGAACAUUCCCAAGCCUUCGCUUCCCUCUAGAAGCCACCAAGCAGCUCUGUUAACAGUCUGGAUGCUCCUACCAUUCCAUCUUGCGUUACCUCUGCUCAUUUUUUUCCACCAGCUUGGGAAGGGGGAAGGAGCCAGACUCUGUCAGUGCGUUCCCUUAGUGUGAGAGUGGAUGCAAUAAAAAAACCCCAUUUUGCGUUCUUUUGUACCAUUUGCCUCCCAGUACAGCUGUGAAUACACAUGGAGUCAAAUGGGAGAGGUCUUGAGGCUUGGUUUAGAUGCCUGAGAAAGAGGGUCUUGGGAUCCAUGUGGGAGUUAGCUGGACACCUUAAUAUGGGUCAUUGGUGGACAGGGAAAGUAGUUGCACUUGGGAGAUGGGGUUUGUUGUUGCUGUGUAUACGCCUUAAAAGGCUAACUUUGGGUGAUGACAGAUGACUAGAUAUCAAGCAGUACUUUCCUACGGUGGGCAUAACAUGUGGGACGCCGGAGCAGCAUCCACCCACAUGCCAAUGAAUGUCACCACAGAUUUGCAGUCGAUCAAAAAUCCAAUAAAAAGCAGGGGUGGGGUUCUCCUUCCUUCAUGAAUAGCAUUACAUCAUGUAUUUGGGUUUAUUUGCUUUGUUUUAUUCCUUUAUUGCAUUUAUAGUCUACCUUUCUUCCAAGGGCCUCAAGGUGGCAUACAUGGCUCUUCACCUUUCCAUAUUUUUCUCAUAACAACCUUGUGAGAUAGGUUAGGCUGAGAGUUGGUGUAACCUUGAGGCCUAGAAACAUGCAUAAAACCUGGGUGAACAUUUGUAUUAUUGGGUACCUCAGUUGUGAUUGCUCCAGCCAUAUGUUCCUAGUUGGCACUGUCCACCGAAAUUUGUCAUUGAAACUACAGGGUAUACCUUAUUUUCAUAUUGUUAAUCUGCAUAAAGAUACAUAAAGUUUGUCUGUAUUGCUUUGUUUUUCAUUAUCCUGCAUCUGUACCAGGCCCAUACUUGACAUGUUCAAACCUCACUGCAGCUGUUUUCUAGUACUGGAAAGGCACAUUCAGGAGUGAGAGAUCUGAAGCUCUAAAGCCAGAGUCAUUAAUCUUUGGCCUUCCAGCUAUUUCUGGACUAGACCUUCCAUUGACCAUGCUAGCUGGGGCCAAUGGAAGUUCCGUUCCAGCAACAUCUGGAGUGCCACAGCUUAGUCAAACCUGCUCUAGGGAGAGUAGCUUCAAAUCUUCAGCUCUAAUAAUGUCUGUCUUUAAGGUUACAUCUGUGCACAGAAAGAGGUAUACAUCCACAAGACUCCUUGAAUUUAGCACUUUAAAAAUAUUAGUUUCUGUGCUGAUUUUACUGCAUCUCCCACAUUAUAAAAAAGAGAUAAUUUUAAAGGCAGAAAUAUGUUUUUUGGGUGAAAGCUGUGAAGAAUAACUGAUUUUAAUGGGGGAAAGAAAAAAUGAUAAAUGACCUUAUGGUACAACAAAAGUGCAAUGUUUGUUUUUAUCUUGCAAAUAAUUAAAUAGCAGAAAUUUGGUUGCUGUUCAUAAAAGCAGUUAGAUAGCUUGCUAGCCAUGUUUUUAAUGUACUAACAGAGAAACUUCCUUACAAGAAAACCUGCAACUCAUGCAGAACAAAAAAAUAAAAUACAGGGUCUUUCAAGAGGACACACAUACAAUGUUUUGUUCAAUAUGUUUUUCGAAAGUGCUGGGUCAGGCUUAUAGUGGGACUCACAUAAAUUGAGCUCCUGCUGUCCUCAUGCAAGUGCAGGUCACAAGGCUGUUCAGAGUUUUUUAAGCACCUUGAUUUGUGUCCAGAAGCUAAUAGAUUGGCCCAUAACUGAUUAUUAUGCUUUGGUUUAAAACCUGCUGUUCCUCCGGUUUAACAGCUUUCUUCCUCAAAAUCUGUGUCACAGACGUGGGGGAGAACCACUGCAUCAUUAAGCCACACACUCUCCAAAACACAGUUUCAGUGCUUAACUUUUUUUCCCCAGCCAGCCUGGUUUUCUGUGUUUCUUACCAAUCAGUAAUGGGUUUUGCAAAGAUUUUAACCAUGCGUGUUGUUUUCUAGGCCAAGUACAAAGCUCGCGAGGCUGCCAUGAAAGCUCAGACAGAAAAGAAGCAUGGUUCCGACAAGGAGGAUCGCGGCAAACUUCCCGAGUCACCGAAAACAGCUGAGGAGAUCUGGCAGCAGAGUGUCAUUGGAGAUUAUCUUGCUCGCUUUAAGGUAAAGUGGGACAGCAGAGGCCUAGUUUCAUAAUGGAAUGACCUGCAGUGUGUCAGUAGUAAGAUAUGUGAGUGACAAAGCAGAGAGUCUUAUAGCUUUGACUUGCUCCAAAAUAGAGGCAGGAGUCUGCAGCGGGGGGUGGGGUGGGGGGCUGACUGACAACAUGUCUUGGAGAGGAGUGCCAUCUGAGGAGGUGGUGUCCAGCUUGGAAUUUACUUCAGAGACUCAAGAAAGAGAUGAACAAGGGGCAGCUCCCAUCUGGUGGGUGUCAGGAGGAAGAAUGUCAAAUCAGAUGAGCUGUGCUAAUGGGAACUGUGGCUGUAAAUAGGGCUGAUGUUAUUAUUGCCAUUGAAUUGAUCAACUGUAAUUUGAGGGUUGGUAGCAUGAGCCAAAGGCGUGCAAGUCUUCCCUUGUGGGGAAAGGGCAUGAGAUCUGACCCCUGGUUUGCACGCUGCACAUCUCAUGCGAUGACCAGCGUAGAACGUGGGUUACCAGGUAAGCAACCUGCCUUUUUCAGGUGGUAGCUGGCAUGAAGUUAGGAUAGAAGUGGCGGGCUCAAAGUGGGGAGUUGUCUGAGCUCUGCACUUAUAUGGAGUCCAUGACAGUAUAUAGUAGCAGCUGUCCUUCUGCUUCAGAAUGACCGAGGGAAAGCACUAAAAGCCAUGGAAGCCACCUGGAACAGCAUGGAGAAGAAGGAGAAGCUGAUGUGGAUCAAGAAGGCAGCAGAAGAUCAGAAACGAUACGAGGUUGGUCAGGCUUUUAAAAAAAAACAACCCACCCCACCUAGUAUUUUUCGCUUCAGUGUGAUUGCACUGCAUCGAGUGUGUGCGUGUGCACAGUUUCCACAGGAAUGCAGAAAAACAGUCCUGUGUGUGGUACUGGGCACAGAAUAUCAACUUCCAAAAAACCAGCCAGUUUCUGGCUGUAUGGAGAUAUCCUUAAAUGUAAGUGGCUUGUGCUUCCUGCCAGUGAAAUGGUGGAAUACGAUUAUGCAUAAUUACACAGAUUACAUACAUUCUCUUGUCUUUUCUUGGCUCAGAAUCUGGAUUGCCAGAGUUCUAAAUUUUAAUUAAUUUUCUCUAGCAACUUGUAUGCACAGCUCCUCUGUUUUACAGCUCAGGAGUGAGAGCCAUUGGUUUCUGCUCCAGAUUUCUGCACUCUUGUAAAUGAGACAAGAAAGUUACUAGCCUGCCAGGAGCUAGCAGAAGAGAGACAGACAACUCCAUUCUUCUUGUAGCAGCCUGCUUGGUUCUGUACUGGGCUCAGAGAAGGAGCAGGGCACUCAAUUUCUUCUUGGUUUGCCUACCCUGCAUGUAAUUCCUUGCCAGCUCUGGCUAGGAAGUUAAUACUUAAAAUACAAGGUUGAAGCUCUGUAUACAUUUAUUGGUAGGUAGUUUUCUGGGUUGUUGAAGAAAGCUAGCAAAUGUCCAAUGUUUGCCUCAUUGAAGGCUUAGGCAUCUGCAUGAAAUAGGAAGGCGGGGCAGCCUUUUUAAUUUUUCUGACAUUUUUCAUUGAGCUGGACCAGGCUUCUCAGCUUUGUAAUUCUGUUUCUUCUUUAUUUUGUUCUGCAGCGAGAACUGAGUGAGAUGAGGGCGCCACCAUGCACAACAAAUUCCUCCAAGAAGAUGAAAUUCCAGGGUGAGCCGAAGAAACCCCCCAUGUGAGUAUUGCCAUUGUUUUAAAAAGAAAAAAGCAGGGUUGUAUGUGUGUGCUUAUAUGUUUUGUGUUCUGAGUUGUGGUUAUGGCUUACAAACGCACAGUGGUGAGGAAUCAGUGGCCUUCCUGAAGUUAAGUCAACUUCAGUAGGUGGAUAAUUGAUUGGUUUAAAGGCAAUCUAUAAAUACUGUAAAUAAAAUAAAAUAAAAGUUCACCAUACGUAACUGAAGCACAAUUAACAUUUCUGGAAGCCCAAGAUCAUAUUAAAACUGAUGAACCAAAACCAAACAGCAGCAACAGAAUAACUUCUAAAAAGGCUUAAUUCUCCAAAAGAUAAGUGAAGUUUCUGAAUGGAGCCAAGAGCCAAGAGAAAAAAACAGUUCAGCUUCCUAGGAGAUGCCAUUUGAGUUCUGUGGCUACCACUGAAAAGAUCUGUUCCUUGUGGAGAGCAGGGUGGCAUCCAGAGAGUGCCUGUGCUUGCAUAUCGUACUCAACCAUGGUUAUGUGCAUGAGCAAGAAGGAACCACCACAAGCCUUUUCUCAGUAUACCUUUUCCCUCCUUCCAUGUGACUGGGAGGAGGAUUUUGCAGAGCUGCAUUCCACUUUCCACAAAAUCUGACUUACCAUUUCUUAUGAAAUGGCGAUAAGAGUGUAAAACAAAUUGGUAAGUUUCCAAACAAACCAAAGUUUGUUUGGAAGCUCUUAAGGGCAGUGGGCAGGUUCCGGCUGCUCCUUUCUGCCUCUGAAACCAUGGUUUAGCAAUGCAUGUGAACCCAUACCACUGAGUUUUCCAGUAUAUUAAAUAGAUCCUGCCAACAGUCCUGCUGUCUUUCUUCCUCCUGCCCAUUUACCUGUAACUUCUCUCUUUUGUGUCCUCACCAGGAACGGGUAUCAGAAGUUUUCUCAGGAGCUGCUUUCAAAUGGUGAACUUAACCAUCUUCCUCUGAAGGAGCGGAUGGUGGAGAUCGGAAGCCGCUGGCAGCGCAUCUCUCAGAGCCAAAAGGAACAGUACAAGAAGUUGGCCGAAGAGCAGCAGAAACAGUACAAAGUACACCUGGAUAUGUGGCUCAAGGUGAGCUGUCAGUUGGGGGAAGGCACAAGAACAGGUAGCAGCUCCUUGAGAAGAUCAGAGUGUUAGCAGUGAAGCGUCCGUGUGAAAGCCUUCCAAGUCAAGCCAUAUUGACAUUUGACUCUUGUUCUGCAACCAAAGACUUUCAAUCUGUAUGAAAUUCUGCUCAUCCCCAGUUCCUAUCAGCAACAUAAGCGUCCUAGACACUGUGUGAGCUUUCCCCACCUCUCAUCUGUCCUCUGGCCUCAUGGAUCAUCCUGCCACACAGCGCUCUCGCAUGUUCGUAUACCUUGUCUGAGGUUUUGUUCUGUGUUUUCUCUGCAACCCAAAUCAAACUUCCUCUACCCUGACAGCAUCUGCUUAGGCUUUUAGCAUUUUCAGCCCUCCAUUCCCUGCCUGUAAAAUGGGAAUAAUUGUUCAUAGGGCAGAACUCAUUGAAGGACAGCCAGGGGCUUGCAAGAAGUGUCAUAUUAAAGUGCUGGCAAGGAAUGAUUCAUCUGUGGUAAUUAUAAUCUGGUUGCUUUAUGUAGGGACUAUAAUCAAUCCAUCUUCUCCCACUCCCCAUGUUUUGAAUCACCUCCAUAACAUGCUUAAUCUUGGCUUCUCACUCCUCCCCCUUCUGUCUUCUCUGCAGAGUUUGUCGCCACAGGAGAGAGCUGUGUACAAGGAACAUACUUCCAACGUAGGUAUCUUGCAAGUGUUUGGAGGGGACUGGCAGGGGUAUUUUUUCAACCUGACCUCUGAAAUACAGUAUAGCUUGGAAGUGAAAGGAAGGGAAUCUCUUCAUGCCUGAAGUCUAGGGGUUCCAUAUUCUGUAACUCUGGUUAGGUCAGAAAUGAGGAACCUUUGGUCGUCCCCGCCCCCAAGAAAAAGCUUCAUUUUUGUCUGUAUGGAAGAUGGAGAUGGGUAUGCGAGUGUAGAAACCAGCCUGUUGUACAAAUGUAAACAUUACAUUCAUUGUUCUGUCCACUUGCCUCUGGCUCCUCCUGCCAGUGGCAUUCCCAGAAGGAAAUGUGGCCCUCUGACUGAAAAGGGAUACCUAUCCCAGCAGGACGUGCAUCAGAUAAAAGUGUACCAGUUACAGUUUGAAAGCUGCUCUGAAUUAAACAGGGUAUUUAUGGUUAUUGAAUUGGUACAUUUUGAUUUAAUAAUAGGAUAGAUUUCCAGGAUGUUAUAAGAACUCUUGAGUAGAAAAAGCUUAAGUUGCCUUUGUAUUUUCCUCCUGCUGCUUGUUUUAACAUUUUUGGCAUCAAGUCUUCAGAAUCUAGUGCCACAAAAACUAGAUAGUUUGUCAGGGGCACAUUUGAUUUUUGCUAGAAAUGGAGGAUUGGGGAAGGGGCAGGCUAGAUACUAGCUUGCUGAAAAGAAUGCAAGUGUUUUCCUUGCCACUGGUGCUGUCAUGGAUGCCACAUAAUAAUAAACCCAUUUUACAUUUAUAGAAAUCUUUUAGUGUGGCAGCACCGACACUUUGGAACUCCCUGCUUAUUGACAUCAGGCAGGCACUUUCACUGUACUGUACUGUACUGUACUGUAUUUGGCACCUGCUAAAAACAUUUUUGCUUAGGCAAGCCUACCCAGAUUCCAAGAACAUUGAUGUAUGUUUUAAUCUGUUUAUUGCUGAUUUUAAUUUUUUAAGAGUUCUAAAUUGUUGUUAAUUACUUUUAGCAAUAAUUUUAUUGUUUUAUUCUUUUUGCAAACUGCUUUGAGGGUUCUUUCUUUUUUUACAAUCAAACAGUAUAUAAAUUUUAUGAAAAUAAAUAAAUGUUAUAAAUUUUAUGAAAUAAAUAAAUGUUGACUCCUCCCCCCUUUUUCUAACACUGCCCCCUCCCACUUGUAUCUCAACAGAAACGCAAGAACAUGGGGAAGAUGCGAGGCCCAAAUCCUAAGAUGAAGCCCUCGGUGCAGUCCAAGUCAGUAAGUGCUUUAACACUUCUUCCUCUUCAUCAUGCAGCUGUUACCCGCAAUGGAAUAAUCCAGGGAAGCUUGUUCCAAGGUUUGCCUUUGGCUGAUUUAAUGAAGCCAUUUUGAAAGUGUUAAAACUGACCCCAGGAACUCUGCUUUCUUUCUCAACUGGUCUGGUAAAGCAUUGCAAAUUAUUGUAAAAGUCCUUGCUUGCUUGCUUCUUAUUUCUAACAGGGGAGGGAGCCAAAUUCUGUGCAGGUGAUUGAUCUGAUGGCUGGGGCCCACUGAUCUUCCACUGGGAAGGAGAGAUGCAAUCUCCCUAUAGUUAGUUAUAUGGUAGGGUUGCCAUACGUCCAGAAUUUCCCAGACGUAGCCACAAUACUGCAGUCGGAAGCAGUGUCUGGGUGUAAAUCGCUAAAAUUUCCAAGGGAAAUCCGGACAUAUGGCAACCCAUGUUGGCAGUGUCUUUUUUGCUGAUUAACUUUAAAAAUAGCUCAAAAACAUCAUUUUUAGCUCAACAGCUUUGCCAAGUAAAGCUCAACAACCCCGUUAUAGGGAAUGUAGUUUUCCCCCCUCUCUGUAGCUAAGGGGUGCAAGUAACUUUGCUUCCAUGAGCAUCAGUUGAUUCGCAUGACAACUUGUGGGAUGGAUUUUUAAAAUUAUUAGUCUCAUGAAGAUGAUGUUUGGAUGGGGGGAGGUUUUCUGCUGCACUUCAGGUGCUGAUAGCUGGAGAGCUGUUUGCUCUUCAGACCCUUUUGCUUUUCUUUCUUUCAUUUUGGUCUUCUCCACUUUCCUUAAGUGGGCAUGCUUGAAGUUGCAAAUGUAAAAAUCCUGGAGCUCUUGAGCAUUUCAUUAAAAAUAAAACAGUGGUGCAGUAGUUAAUUUUCUAUAGUGAGAACUUUAGGUUGUUGAGCUGGCUUUCUUUUAACAGAAUAUUGGGGCAGAAGGGUCAUAUAUUUUACCCUCCUUUGUAAUUUCUGGCACAGCUAUAGUGCAUUCAGUUUCAUUUAAGGCCCUGAACCAUGCCUGUGCCACCCUGGUGAGCACCUUCACAUUUCAUCCACAUGUAAGAAGGCAUAUUUUGAGAAAUAGGUUUAUGUUUGGCCACUUGGGGUUCUUACUGUGGACUCUUGGGUGUAUAAAGGUGAAUGCCAUCUGUUGAGCUCUAGGUGCGUUGCUGGUGUUUUCAGUCUACCUCUCCCAUGUCUCUGUUAAAUCCUGUGUGGUUUGCAGGAAUCUGAGGAUGAGGAUGAUGAUGACGACGACGACGAUGAUGACGAUGAAGAGGAAGAGGAGGAGGACGACGACAAUGCUGACUCCUCUGAGGAGGGAGGGGAUUCUUCUGAUUCAAGUAGUGAAGAGGAGAGCGAAGACGGGGAUGAGGUGAGUGUGCUGGUGUCUGUACACUUCUCUAUAUACACUACCUCUUGCUCACACGAAUUCUGCAAAACUGAUUGUCGGGGCUGCGUGUUUCAGUGACUGCUUAGCUGUGCUUAUUAAGCAGUGGGGGCUAUCCCCAACAGCUGGGCUUUUCACGUUCAAAAGUGCAGUGCCUCUGAAUAUAACUAGAAGGCUUUUCCUCUUUUAAGGUGCAACCCUAGCGUCACACCCCCCCUGGUCCCACCCAAAACAUGGUGGAUAGCAAGGCUCCCAGGACAGAUGGUGAGAGGUAAUGAAUGCAAGCCAGCACCUUGCAUAUGAAGGAACAAAAGCACUAGUCAAGGAGCCACUGUAAAUACAUAUAUACAUUUUCUGUCAAAGCGAUCUAAAUUCUGUACCAAGAAAACGCUGGAUUCUGCAACCUGUAUAAAUGACAAGCUGAACAGAUCUCUCAUUUCGCAUAAUUUUAUUUGACAGCUUCUAUUGUCCUGCAUCAUUCUGGUUUCUACUAGUUGUGGAGGAUGGGGGCAGGUGUGCAAAGCACUGAAAGACCUAGCCACUGGAAAACAUGCUCAUUUCCCUCCUCGGCUUCUGUGUUUCAGUAGGUGGGGGCGACAGGUCUUCAAGCAUAUAUCUUUGAAACCAUAAGAACAAGGCACUUUUAUUCUAAAAAUAGAUAAAUGUUGCAUUUCCCAGUAAACUGAAUUCUGCACCCCUGCCACAUUCUGCAGUCCCUCAGCAUCACCUUGGGUACCCACACUAGACAUAACUUCAUAGCUUGCCUCUUCCCUCACCAGAAUGAAGAAGAGGAUGAUGAAGAGGACGACGAUGACGAUGACGACAAUGAAUCUGAGGGCAGCAGCAGUUCCUCGUCCUCCUCAGGAGAUUCUUCUGAUUCGGACUCCAAUUGAACCAUCCCCUUUCUCCAGCUGCCUUUCUUGCUGUACUCUAUUCGGUUUUGUUUUUCCGGAUAAAAGUAACAUCUACAGCUGGAGAGCUAGGAUGGGGAGGAAAGGGAGGAAGGAAAUCACUGUGGUUUAAUUAUCUUCCUCUCCUCGCACACCUCACAUUGUAUUUAACUGUGUGUGGUUGUGUGUGAGGGGAGCAGGGGGGUAGAAAAUAGCUGACAACCAGCGGAGGGUUUUUUUGUGGCGGUGGUGUGGGGAGAGAAUUUUUAUUCUAUACUCCUCUCUCUUAUUCCUCCCCCCCCCCCCUUCUGAAUCUCUCUGGGGGUCCCCCCCUUUUUGUUGAGGUGGGCAGGGUCCUGGCAAAAUACAGGCCCCUUUUUAUUUCCUCCCCCCUCACAUAUCUCCCCCCCCCCCCGCCCACCCCCAAUUCUAUCCACCAGCUUUGGACUUUGUACAAAAUCUUUUUUUAAAAAAAACAAACCAACAUGGCAAUGGAGAUUUCCCCACCCCCUUAGCAAACAGCCAGGGAGAGAUGGGUUCCAGAGAGCACGAGCCAUGGAAGGUUCCGGACUUUGCCAGUGUGACCCACCUCUCCUCAAAGUGGACAAUCUUGUACAGUCUUGAAAUUUUACACCUUGACGAAAGAGAACAAAAUGGCCACAGCUGCACUUAGUUAUUUCCUGUGAUGAACUGGAUAUCCAGCAAACGUUUCCUGCUGAAGGAAACGGGAUGGGAGGGUCUAUUUCACGUGAGUGCAUGGCAAGGGUCAGGGAAUAGAAAAGGAACUGAAGAAAAGGAUUUCUUUUGCAGAGAGAAUAUCUGACUGGUAUGCUGUCGCAGGAGAAGACAAUUUUGGGAGCUCCAAGGUUACUGACUUUAUUUUGCAGGAGGUGGACUUUUUCUGUCGUUUUUCUGACCAGCAUUUAAACAAAGACAGUAGUGGCCAGACCCCUUUGGGUUGUUGUUGUUGUUAAUAUAUAUAUUUUUUUUUACAAUGAAGUGACCAAUAAUUGUACCAAAAUGGGGCAUUUUGUUUGACUGUCUUUGGAAGCGGGAGGUUGGUUGUGGGUGGGAUCCUCUGUGUCAUUAAGCUUUUUUUUUUCAAAAAACAAAAAAAAUGUUUUAUAAACAAAGUGAGACAACCAUCUUUUUUACAACUGAAUUAUCCCAUCUUUGAGAUUGAGUACGUCAUAUGUCUCUUACCCUUAUGCAGAGGCUGGGAUCUUGGGAGUGGAUGGGGUUUGUAUAUAAGAGGCACAUAGAUUCCCCUGGCCCCCCCAGCAUGCCUUGGUUUUAUUCAGGCUGCAUGUGUUCAUUCAACUUUGGGCAGAGGAAUGAUGCCAAGAAGAGAAUGAUUCCAGCCACCAAGAAGUGUGUUUCUUAGCCUCUUCUGUGGGGAAUAGAAAGGAAAGGAAACUCCAGUACCAACUUUAUGUUUGCCCUGUAAAUGAUAUCAGAGCUAGUAGACAUGCUGUUUGGGGGGUCAGGUGGUGGUGGUUGUAAAAAAAAAGAAAAAGCAGCAACCACACCUCCUUUUCCCUUGUAAGAUGCCCGAUCAUACAAAACAUCACCAUGCCACACAUUCCCCUACCCAUUCUCCCAGGAGUAACUAAAGGGGCAGGGAAAUUUGCAGCUUGGUGAUUUCAAGAAACACUUUGUAUGACUAGACAUUACUGGGCAAAAGGAAGGGCCAGAACUACAUGGCUGCUGCUUCCAAGGGAAUGUGUCUCCUGUAAUGUUUAGUUCCAGCCUGAAAAAAGAGCAAGAAAGUAUUACCUUGUUUGGAUGUAAAACUAAGAUGUGUGUUACCUCUACUUGAGCAAGCCUUGGACGUGUAAGCUUUCCCCUUGCUGUGAAGAGAUCAGAAACAUUUGUUUCCUUAUUUAAUUAACCAUGGUUACUUCUUGUGUCCAAAUGUGGACAAACUGGUUUAACUUUGCUUUACGGAAACAAGCCACAAUUGGAAAUCAUGGUCUGUGAUCCUGGCUUGUUUCCCUAAGCCAUAGUUAAGAAUUGCCAUAAUAUUAAACCAUGGUUUAUUGCAAACAGAGAAGAGAGUUUCUAAUCUCACAGUGGAAGAAAGAGGAAGGGGGCGAAUGCAUGAGCCUGAGACUUGUUCGCAUAAUGUUGAUACACAGUUUAGCAUAAUGUCCAAACUAGAUCAGUACAAAUUAAAUUGGCAUUGGUGAUUUUCUCAGAAAAACAAGCUGGUAUGUUGCAUCUUGCUAUCUAAUUGGACAGGUGGUAUUUAGGCAAGGCUCCUUUUGCUUCUUCCCAUCUGUGUUCCCUGUCCUUCUGUUUCUUUAAUAUUUUACAUGCAAAACAUAAUUUAGUUUAUGAGAGCAUGCAUCCCUGACUAGCCUUUAUUUUUACAUUCUUUGGACGAUUACCUGCUCUAAUAAUAUGACAAGGAAUUUCUCAUUGUUAAGGCCAGAUCGUGCGACUAAUUUGGCCUGCAAGCUGGUUCUGUACUAUAUCUUGGCUCUUCAGUGCCCUUCAUAGCACCCUGUGUCUUCUGUUGACAAGCAAAAUGAGAAUUUUGCAAAACAAACUUCAAAUGCAUUGUAGUUUACAGAAUUCAUUGUUUCCCCUUGAAAUAUACUUUGGAUUUUUAUUUUUAAGCAUACCCACCAGAAAAAGUACACACACACACCCUUUUUAUCCCUCCCCCCUUGUGGAAAUUGAACACAUGGCUUGUGCUUUGCUGAUCUCUUUUGGGUAAGUCUGGAAACCUCAUAAAGGAAACACGGUCUUCUAAAGAAAGACUUGGCUUCUAGCACUGCAGAUACUCCCCUGGAGGGAAGCUGGACCAUUUGAGAAUGCAGUCGAGAGAGGGAGUUACAAAGGGCACUGAAGACCCUUCCAGAUGCUGGACCACAGCUCUCAUCAUCCCUGAUCGUUGGCCACGCUGGCUGGGGUUGAUGGGAGUUGGAAUCCAGCUACAUCGGGAAAGCCACAGGUUAGUCAAAUCCAAUUUACAGGAUAAAAAAACUUAACAGCAGUAUUUCCCAUUUAGUCUGCUUUUCUCUAUUAGUUCACUGUCUCUUGCAAUGUCUUGCUGUGCCAAAUGUAUUCCUUCUCUUUGAGCAUCUUGGCCCCACAGUUGCCCUUUGGAAGUGUGCUGUACCUCCGUUCCAUCACUGGGAAGAGUCCAGUUGCUAAAUAAUCUUAUUUUGAACCAGCAACUCAAAUAAAUACAAAAGUCUCCCACUAUUGCAAAAUGCCUUGGGAGGACCUACGGGUUUCAAGCGUUGGAACUUUCCCUACCUUUGCUAGCAUUUCUAGUUGUUUUUUUUUAAAAAAAAACACCCACGUCAUCUUGGGUAGCAAACUGUCAAAACUAGCCACAGGAUUGAUACUAAACUUACAUACACCUGAUUACAGGCACCACUGGAGCCUGUGUAAACCUGGCUCCAUUGAAAUUUUGAGUGGCUCUUGGUGGCCGUAUUAAUUUAGGAAAGAGUAUUUUGCAUUGUGGGAAUGACUUGACUGAAUAACAUGCAAAUGUUCCCAUAACAUACCUUGAGAAGUGCAGUUUUCCACUGUACUUUCAUUGGGAUGAACAACUUACUUCCAUGAGCAUUAACAUAUUGCAAAGCACAUCAGUCUUGUUUAUGAAGAGAAGUGCACCGUCACGUAUGGGAGUGUGUUUUUGUGUGUAUGCAGUUGUUGUGGGAAUAGUUCAGACAAGUCAAGAUUUUCCUCUGUCUUUUUUGUUUGUUUGUUUAUGUUUUUGGUACAUAUUGGUCUGGGUUGCUUUGGGCUGAACUCUUGGAGGCAAAGCAACAGAAGUAUGUUGUCUUUGGACAAGCGGUCAAUCUCAAUAGCCCUUUGGCUUUUCUGGCUUGGUAUAAAAUACCAGUAACACAUCCAAGCAGGGAUUUACUGAAUAACACCAGAUCAUUUAGAGCGAAAGCUUUUCAGGGAAAAAGAAACUUACCUGAGAACAUAGGAAAUCAAUUAAUGUACAGUACACAUGAAAAUGGGUAUUUUUUUGCCCUUGAAUAGUACUCAAACGGUUAUUAGUUUUUUGUGGAUUCAGUACACUUGAAAAACCUCCAAAGAUCUUGCAGACUUGAAAAUAUAUUAUUAAGUACAUGUAAUCAAAACUAAAACUGUUGAAGUUGAUAGAAAUGCCACUCAGGAAGAAGCACUAAAUGAUGUAGGGUGUAAUCCAUCCCUUUUGGGUGGGGCAAGGGUUUGGAUUGGUAGGUGGAAGUGCUGCCACUGAAAAGGGACAUUCCAAGGGAGGGGCUAAGUCGGCCACACUGCCAUCAGUGGAUAGCACUGGGUCUGAUGCUGGUCCAGCUUGGCAUAGCAUUUUGCUGCCACCAGCUUCAACCGGUCUGGUAGGACUGCUAAUGUGAUGGCAGCCCUGCUGCUCUCUUAAGCCCUGCGAGGCAGUAACUCAGGUUUGAAUGUCUUCCUAAAGCUAAACAACAGUGGAGCUGUAUGACGAUGAUAAAUAACCAUUUACAAAAAGUACAAGAAAAGAGUGGCAACAUGUAAAAUCGUAAAUAAUCCGUUCAGCGUUUGCUUUUUAAGUCUGUAUGAUCACCAACACGUUCUCAUUCCUGAAGUUCUUCGGGUUAUUCUAUAAAUCCUUGCCUGCAACCUGUCACUGACCUUGAACUGGUGUAUAAAAGAUAAGUAUUACAUUUAAAAAUGCUUACUAUGUAGGGGUUUACUUGACCCAACAUCUCAUUUACAUGGCUCUUCACCCAUGUGCUGGUCCCUUGAUAUGCACAAUUCCCACGCCAGUAAUCUUUGAUCAAGAGGGAAGCCUCACUGCCAUGCAAAUGAAGAGGCUAUCACAUGGGUUAAGAGCCUUUUCAAGCAAGGCACCAAACUACAGGGGGUAAGUACUGUCUCCAGAUUGUGUGGUUGGGUGUAAUCUUCCAUUAGAACCAAUAGGUGUUCCUCAAAGCUAGAAGUUGUUUUCGGUUGUCGUCAUUGUACCUCAUCCUGCAAGAGAAUCCUGACGGGGGGGGGGGGGGUUAGACUUUUGAAGAGGUGUGGCAAGUUGUGUAUGUUUCAGGUAACACCUUGUUGCCUCCUUGCCCUCUGCCCGUUUGGUGCUAAGUUUUUCUCAUUACGUGAACUGCAUGGAAGCUACCAAUAAAUGCUUUUGCACAGGGAGGGCCCAUACAGAACCAUGCUAAGAGGGCAUCAUGGCUAUGGAUCCCCAAAUCAUGUGGAGUUUUUACAUGUAAUUGCCUCACCUUCCUUGAAGGCAGUGGAAGCUGAAACUCCAUCCCUUUUAAGUGAGCCUUUGGUAAGUGUAUUUUAAUCAGUUAACACCUCUUCUGUUGAGUUAUUUCUUAGUGAACUUGUGGCUGGUAUAAUGUGUACUCUGAUUCACACAUGCGCACAUCUUUUGUGGAGGUAGGCGAGAACCAAAACCUUAACAUUUUUGGACUCCCUUUUUAUAUAAUUUUCAAGCCUUUCCCAAUUUUGUCUCUGCUGGGGUAGGGAAAACCUUGUCACCUCAUAAGAUGUUUGUCAGAAAUUUGCCAGAAAUGAGAUGACCCAAUGAAAAUCUAGGAUGCAUCCAUUUAUGUACUUUUCACACCUCAAGGAAGUUGGUUAUCAUUUGUGGAAUGGAGGCAUUUGUUCUGAUGCAGCAAAUGUGGCCACACGUAGAAGUAAAUUACGCAAAAUAUCAGCGGCAGGGGGAGAAGGAUUGCAUACAGUAACCAGGCAGUGUAUGCAACACUUUCUGUUGUUCUAAUGGAGCCUUCCCUACCUUGGUGCCUUCUCCAAAGGCCUGGCAAACUGGGACUGACUUGAGGGCAUCAGGUUCAGGAAGUCUCUUAACAGAUCCUACCCACUAGAAACCUGAAAAAAACACUUCAGCCAUUGCCACAUCAAGCUAGAUUUCUCCACAUUAACUUUGCUUUUCAUUGCCAUGUCUGAAUUCUGAUAGGAUGUGCCCAGUCAUGCACAUUUGUCACACAUCAACCCCUCUGAUGCUCCUGAACUCUCUAUUUCCGAUUCCGUCAGUCAAUCUUCCUUCCCCCUUUUCUCUCUCUCCUCUCUCUCAUCCUUCUAAAGUGAAACACCUGGUUUGAUUUUGCUGAAUGUACCAGCUCUGUUGUAUUUUAGUAGAUGUGUUUUUUAAGUAAAAAAAAAACCUUAAAAAAACCUUGUUCUUUAAAGUAAAUUUCUUACAGUACUGAUGUCUUUUUAAAAAAGAAAAAAAAUGUUACCAGGGGUUAGGGGGGGAGACAGAUUGUACUGUAAGAAGGUGGGACUGAGUGCAUUUUUGCACUGUUGACAAAAUGUGAUAUUCCAGAUAGAAGUUCUUGUGAAAAAGGAAUCAUUUUUUUCUAAUAUUUAAAGUGUUUUUGUAGAUUUAAAAAAACUUUAAAAUGCCAAAAAAUAUUAAAAUGUACUGGAUUUCGGUUUCUAUUACUAAAUGGGACUUGGCAAGCUCAGGAUGCUUUUGGUUUCCUUAGAGGUUUUUGCUAUUUGCACCAACAUGGCAAGAACUUCAGCCUCAAGUCUAAAUAGACUUAAAACUGUGGAUCUCCCUCCCCUCCUUUUUUUUUCCCUUUUGUAUAAUAAAGAGC
Messenger RNA from Podarcis lilfordi (Lilford's wall lizard), 45651 nucleotides. The record is from the annotation of a GenBank genome assembly. Lineage: Eukaryota; Metazoa; Chordata; Lepidosauria; Squamata; Lacertidae.